AUACACGCGCAAACACACACUCAGAGACGUCAGAUCUGGGCUUUAUGCGUUAAUGCUAUUGAUCCCUGAUAAUUAACGACCGCUGGGUGAUUUAAAUGGGCAGAUGGACGCGCGCGGCAAAGUGGUCAAAGUUACAGUGGUCCCUGGGCGACACGGGAACACGCUCACGCCUACGCACGCGCGCGCCUACAGUACCUACACGUAGCCGCACGCGCAGGAGAAGCGCGCGCUUGCAGAUCUGUGCCUGGAGACCGUGAUUUCAGCGUGCUCGCUAUUCAAGUCAUGGACUGCAGCGAGCGGGGGAACCAUUAGGAGCCGGUGGCAAAAACCCGCUUUAUUUGCAACACACGGACGAUGCCUCUGCCGCUGCUGCUGCUGCUGCCACACCACCCGGAUCGGACACGCGCUCUCUGACAGGCGGAAUUAUUACUAAUAGCUGCGUUUAUAUAAUCAAUACGAACGGAUUGCUUUCGGGGUGGAAAUAGCAUCCCGAGGAUUCUUCCCUUUCUUACUUGACUGAAGAGACUGUAUGUGCCAUAUGCUCUGCGAUUUUUAGAGCAGCCUAUGGCAACCCGCUUGUCCUGAUGCGACGCGUGUGAUGGUUGCAGUGGGACGGAUAUCCUUAAUUUCUAUCCAAUAGGCGUUCUCAGGGUUUUUGUAGGACGCUUCUGCACCCUCUUUCUACACUGACCUUAACAAUGCUUUACACGGCUAAUUGUUAAUUGUCAUGUCUGUCUUCUGAUCCUCCUCAUUUCUUUUUAAAAGGAGGAAAUUCAGCGCCAAACACAAGAAAAAAAAAUCCACAAAGAAAUAGUCCACUCUGGUUUGUUCUUUUUUGAUUUUUUUUCCUCCAAAGAGGACGACCACCAGUGGGAGUCAAAAAACCUGGACUGUGACUGGUUUGGGGGGCCUGAGACAGACUUGAUCCCCCCACCGUCAAGAACUCUGCAGGAUUUCCUCCUCCUCACUCCUGAGGAAUAUCUUCCAAGUCCUCGGGGUUCUACUGCUGGUUCCUCUGAGGGGGGUUUUCAUCGGUGCUCAUUACAUCCGAGGGAAUGGUGGCCGCAGCGCACAUCCACGCAACUCUUUCUGUAUGUUUGGCGUUUUUUCGCAGGCGAGCAUCUUGACUUGUGAUCGAGAGAGACGCGGACUGCAGCAGCCUCCUUUUUCACAUGGAGAUUUGUGCCUCGGUUGUUCUGCGAAUCUUGAAAACGGGGACCGGGGCCCUGCUGGUUUUUCCUCCACUGCUCUCAACCCCGAUACCAUUUAUUCGAGAAAAUGCGUGAGUAUUCCACUGAAAUCACUUCAUUCGAGCCUAUUCGGUGUGAUUCUCUGUUAUAUAUAUUGCCAUGCAGAGCGACCGUUCAUCGCCGUUCAGCCGGUAUUUGCACACGCUUGGCUCACAGACUUCAAUGUAAAGAAAUCUACUUUUUCAUCUUGUCAUACAUCCUUUUCUUUCUUUGUAGAGAGGUUAGAGUAUCUGUCGCAUCCCCUUUUCGGCGUGUGAGCGCGCGUGUGUGUGUGGAUGUGAAAGGGAGAGAUAGGCUAUAGAUGGAGAUAAAGAUAUACAGGAGCAGAAAGGGGGUUGAGGGGGGAUGUAAGGGGGUGACUGGUGCAACAAAUUGUGUGUUUGAGCGCUUGCUGGAGGACUGUAUGGUCCGCGGUAGUCCCUGUUGCCAGCAGGACAUUAGUGCUCGAAAAGGGCCUACGUCAUAUGGUAAUUCAAAUUCAGUUCAGGUAUUCUCAGCAUACACGUUUGCAGCAAAAAGAGCGCCCGAUUGGCCAGGUGGGCACGCUGGCCCACAGGAAGGGCGCUUCGAGUUGGAAAUGUGGCAAAGCGAAAUCUUCAGGUCAAGCUUUAUUUCACGGGAAAUGCUCAUGCACACACACCUCGUGCACAUUUCCCCCCCUCCUCUCUAUCUCUCUCUCUCUCUCUUUCUGUCUGUCUAUGUGCUCCUUCCUGCGUGUUGACCCAGUAUGUCUGCAAACCCCCACAGCCAAGCCACCCAAGGGUGAUGCACAGAAAUGAGGCUGUCACCCCUCCACUCCCCCCACCUCAGCCUGAGUAUGCAAACCAGCAGUACAAGGUGCAUUUAAAAAUUUAGUCUCCCAGUUUUUAAAAGAGCGUGAAUAGGAGCUGUCCAUCAGUGGGAGGUGCUGAAAUGCCCUGAUGCUGAAAAUACUCCUGUGUUGGCUGAAGUGGGUAGAGGGAGCUGCAUUUUGGAGCAGACAUCAAAUCUGAAAUUGCUCGUUUCUGCUGCAGCCAAAAAGCAUUAUACUUAAGCCUGGACAGACUCUGUCCUCAAGUGAACACUUUCAUAUUCACAUCUGGACAUUUAACAACCUGCCAGUAAAACGAAGGACACGCUCGGAGUGUUUAAGAAUGGCUCUGACAUUCAGAGUUGCUCACAAUAAGAUUAUAGUCCAGCCGUAUGCCUCACCUUUGGCCUGCUUGAUUGGGUUGGGAAUUAAAGUCUGGGCAGACAUUUCAGCAAAAGGUUUGGUUGAUAGUAAGAAAGUAGUAACUGUUACACACAUGCCCAUUUUGUAGCAGUAAAAUGUCUAAAAAAAACCUAGUGAAACUUGCAUUUUUUUCUCAUUUAGAACUGCCUCAAAUUGAGUUAUGAUUGGUGCUCUGACCAACAUAUGGUGUAUUCAGAGGAAUUUAUUACUGGCUUUUAAUCAUUUCAGCUGUCCUUUAACAGUUUGCUGUUCAAACUGGCAUCAGAUUCAGUUCCAGGUCUAUUUUAGUGCACUGUAACAGUCUCAAAUUAAUAAGUGUUUCAAUGGGGCAUUGGGUCAACAUGACCCAUUUGAGAAGCUACAUUCAGCUUUCAGAUUGUGGUUAAACCCCACGCCCAGCACUUUAAAUGAGUCAGUCAUUAUUUAACGGAUUGUGUAAAAGAAAUUAAUGGCCCAAUAUGGUGCAUUAAUGUAUGUAUUCUUUGGUUAUUUUAAGCAAAAAUCCCAAACAUUGGCUGGUACUAAUUUCUUAAAUGUGACCAUUUGCUGCCCUUCUUGUCAUUUUCAGAAUAAAAGUCUUCAAUUAUUUGCAGAAGUGAUUUUACAACCAUCAAUUUGACCUCUGGGGAAUCAUAAAGAGUGAUUCUUACAAGUUUUUAACACUGAAAUUAAUAAAUACUGAUCAUGAAAUUAACCAGCAGAUGAAUCAGAAUCGCAGCAGCCCCCUCUAAAAGGCUGUCAGCUUCAUUGUCUCUUGUAUGAGUGUGUCGCUCUGCUUGUUUAAAAACUGGUAACCGUCGCUGCCUGUCUUGUAAACAUGAUUUCCUUGUAGCUCAGGGACCUGUCAUGGCACGUGGAUUUUAAAUUUGUCACCUUGUAAUAUUUUGGGGUCAGCAGGACAGAAAGACAAAAGCAGAAGGAAUGUGAUCACCCUGACAGGCGUGGUAGGUUUUGGCACUUACCUGCACGAUGAGGGCCUGAAUGGACGUGAAGCGUGCCAGGAUCGCUCACCAGAACAGCUCCGACAGAAGCCUUCACUGUGGGAAAUACGCACUUGGGCGAGUACGUUUCUUUUCAUGCGUGACACCCGUGCAGUCAACCACUGGUUCAGAGCAGGGUGGACGGUGACUCAUCCAGCCGUCCAGGAUUUUUCCACUUCACUGAACUACUUCUUUUGUUCUGCUGUGAAAAAAAGAGGUAAUUUACCUUUAAUAAGGGCUUUACGAGAUGCAGUUUCAUCGUAAUAUUGCUUCCUAAAUUUCUCCAGGUAGGCCGCCUCUUACACCUCAAACAGACAUGUGCAGCGGGAUUGAACUAAAGCGCCUUGUUGGUUUGCUUUGUUUUUUUGAAAAUAAUGCACUAAUGUCCCAGUAGAGGACUGUGUGCACCUGUUCUUCUGUGGAGGUUUGCAGUUUCAACACACUUCCUUGCCACCAUCACUUCAGCCAAAAUUUCCAGUUAUCAAACACCAUUAAGGUAAGUUUACAUCACAGGAGCUCAGGCAAAAUUUACAUCAAAACAUACCCCCUUUAAAAGUCACAGAUCGCUUUUUUCAGCCACUGAAGCCAAAAUAAUAAGAGACCACCUGCCAGGGAUUUUACAAGCUCAAGCAGGGUGGGUGUUCAUAAAGAGUCAUUUUAAGAAACAGCUGAACACCUAUGCGCAGUAAAUUAUGGCUGCCUCGUGAAAGCAUAAUCUGCAUAAGAGAGGACCUUACAUGACUCACAUUUUAUCCAUCAAAUCUCUCGCCAUGUCAUCGUACAGAGAGCAGUGCAGGAACAACAGAAUGGCUGUAAACUUCACCAAAACGAGCCUCGAAAUGGAUCUGCUGCUCCAAUUCUCACAAGCUUUUUACCAGGAGCCAAAUUUUUCCCAGAGCUGCCCUUCUUUCCAAAACAAACAGACCCAGUGGUUAAAAUUGGUUUUGAAAAAAAAAAAGAAGUAAAUUAAACAGUUUUAUGCUAAAAUCACAGUCGCUCCAAUUCCACUGAUUGACACAGGAGUAAGGAGGGGCUGCUGCAACUCGCUUAUACCUGCCACACUAAAACUGCUCCAGUAUUCUUGUCUAAUGAGAUUGUAAACAGUAGCUUAAUCAUCCACAGGGGUCUACUCCCCCGUGUAAUUAAUGAAAAGUAAAACUAUAACAGAUCACAGCCCAGAAUGAACCGUUUAUGUUAAAACCAGAGUUUCUCAAAUGGUUUUUGGUGAUGCCUCAGGGUCUGAGAGCUCUCAUGUUGAUUCAAAUAUGUGUAGGUUUUACAAAAACCAAUGAAAAGCAGCAAACAACUGAAAUAUUCAGUGUUGUUCUUACUGACAAGUUAGGGUGUGCAGCUGUAGUGCAGUCACCCACAACUAAGACAGGACUGUAGCUUUUGUUACUGGCCUCUGCGGUAUAAUGCUCUACUACCUGGAAUCAAACAAGCACAGAUGACAGGUUGCCUUUGUAGUAUAAACUAGAAAAUUGAGAUAAAGUUGGAUGUAAGCUGUUUCUUUUUGACCUGGCAUAAAACCACUGAAUAACAGCAACAUACCAGAAUAUAAAUAUAUAAAUUACACCAAAUUUAAAGUCUUACUUGAGUAAUUUAUUACCCUCAAACUAGUCUGCAUGUUGGAAUUUAAAUUCCCUUUAAAUGGCAAUGGAAAAGAUCGCUGCAGACCAUCUCAACCAUCCAAAAACCUCAUAAAGAGUCAGAUAAAAUGCUCAAAAACUAUAUUAAGCCAAACAAGCAAAAAGGUCCAAAAUAUGCUCUAAAGGAGCAACAGUUGACUGUUGAAUUUGGGCAGGAAGGUGCGAGAUGGCGGGAAGUGCAAAGUCCUCACAGUACAAACAUUACAAUGUUGUUAAGUGACUCUGGAGCUGCAAAAGAGUUUGUGUCGAAUGAAAAAUUCAGAGUUGGCUACAACCCCGGAAGACACUACAUGUUUGUUUUGUCUUUAAAAUGUCAAGUGACCUUCUCAGUCAAACUAGGAUUCAUUAUUCAUCUCCUAAACUCCUCGGGUUAUCGGUCGGCUGAAGUUCAGCGGUGCUGUGGCCAAGUGUCAGCCUGAUUUUAGAGUGACAAAAAAGCUGGUCCUAAUUUGUUCUAAGAAGUGAAUAAUGUUCAGCGUAAGACUGUGUAGCUUCUAAGAACAGUUGAAAACAUGGACUAAUCACUAGUUGUUGGUUUCUAGCUGAUCAAAAAUUGCCUAAUUAAAGUCAUUUAUCCAGCAUAGUUAACUUUAUUUGGCUCCAAUGACUCAUAUGUGUGAUCACAAUAUUUUGCUCAGUGGGUCAAGUAGCUUCUCGCUGCUAUUUAGUGAUGACUGAGUAACCUCCUGACAAGUCUAAACCUUCAUUUAUAUAAUGAUGGUGUUUGUUAAACUACAGCAGAUCUUCCUUUGCUGAAAACAUGUACUAGUGUGGAUAAAUGUCCAUCUUUGUGUUUCGACCUGUCAUCUGCAGAAAUGCUGAUUCAUUUCUAAAUAACUAUCUCCUCUAUUGCACUUACGCUUUCAGAGAUUGAUGGGGGCAGUCAGUAUUUUUGAGGGAUAUGCUUUCCUAUACGGGGGCACCGUUUUGUUGUUUCAUCAGUUUAUAUUGUCGCCUCGGCCUUCUGCAUACGACUCUGUGUGAUAUGAGGAUUGGUGUUAGGAGUGGCGAUAAAUUACAUCUGAGGUUGUGUCAGGAUAAAGUGAAAAACAGCACCGUCCUUCCAGCCGCGUGCUUUUUUAUCUUAACUAAAACAGAAAGCGUUGUCUGCUUUUCUGCAUGCAUAUGUCCUGUAUGUGUCUGUGUGACAAAAACGAAAGCAAGUGGGAAGCAGCCUGAGAUUACAGCGACUUCAAGCCGGCACCAUUUUGAUAGAUAGCGCUCCGUAUCUUUCCAGUAGUACCUCCGCGAAACAUGUGUUUGUGUCGAGUCAAGAGACAGGCCCAUCUGAACGAGUUGAACUGCUCGGGUGUGAAAGAGACCAAUGCAUGCCAAGCUGGAGAGACUUAGUAUUCACUGUGGCAGCUUAAAGUUAUGCCUUUGUGCACCAGAAAGGGGAUUAUUCAGCGAAUCCUGCUCUGUGUCAUUCACCAGUCUGCAUUUCUAAAUCAACAAAUAUUAAUGUAGUGAUGUAUGAAGAGGCUGCAUCUGCCUGUGCGCGCCUACCACUGUUCAUUACCGCUGCGUGUCUUAUCUGGAGUGACAGCAAAGAUGCCCGCAAAAAAAUCACAACUUAUGGCACAAAUGUCAUCAUGACACAUUCACUGUUUUGACUGCAGCCGUUGGUGCCUUAUUUCACCAUCUGUGCUGUGUACUAUGUGUCUGCUGUGGCCUGCAGCUAAAACCAGCCAUCAACUCCAGUGAGAGAGGCUCGGCGAGGAAGAGUAUGUUCAGGGUAUGGGUGCUGCGUUUCUGCCUCUUCAGCAACCGGCCCCGGUCUGCAAAUGCCAUAAUGCCCUUUAUAGAUUCCUCCACAGAUUCCCAACAACCUACACAUCCACGGUUUAGCAAUAAUGCCCCAGUCAACAUUAUUCUCUGUGAUUAUAGGUAUGGCGUUGCUGUGAUGUGAAGCACAGCUGAGAACCGCCCACCACUCUAAAGAAUGCAUAAUCACAGUAAACAAUGUCCUAAAGGCAAUUACGCCUUUUAUACAACACUUUCGCUGCUUUUAUUGUUCCAUUUCAAAAGUUUUAUUCGCAGUGCAGGAACAGGAACAAAAUCAAGGCAUGCAUAACAUAUUCAGAGGAGAGCACUGAGCUUUGCACCAUGGGAUUUAUUCCUGAGAACGUGUAGGUAGAUGGUUUGAUUUUGCAUAUGAUCCCAAGCUGAUAAAAUACUUUUUAAGUUCAGAGUCGCACAAGUCUGAGAGUGAAUUUUUGUUGUCCUCUCUCUGUUUUAUAAGUUAACAAAUUCAGGAAAGUAAAAUCAGGUCAUUGAUUAGCUGGGGUGGACAAAGUACACAACUGCACUACUUCAGUUGAGGUAUUUAUACACCAAGUCAAGUGAUACUUUAACACAAGUGGAAGUGGCCUAGUUAAAUUACUACUUCAGUUUAAGCUCUUUCUUUAUAGCCACUUAAGUCAAGAAUACGUGGCUUUACAUCUCGCCUUAUGUUUAUUAAGAAAAAACUAAAUACCUUUUUAAGACUCACUGUUUCGAUUUUAAGCUCCAAAGUAACAGAAACAAUAACAGGUACAACUAUCCACAAAGCAAAAUAAAGGCCCUCCAGUUAUAGCAAGCACUGAUAACUUAGUGUUAAACUUCCAUCUGGAGAAAAACAAAUGUUUACAAGGACAAAGUCUCAGUUAUUUGAUUCUGCAGCCAAUUAAAAAUGGUCACUGUAUCGGAAAUGCUGACUCAUUCCAGCCUGAGGUAAAGAAUUGGUGUGUAUGUGGUUUCCUAGCGCUUUUGUGGCCAGCUUCAAGUGGACAGUGGAGGAACUGCGGUUCAGCACUUCUGCAUUGGCUCCAUUUUUUUAAGACCGGAGGUUGCUGCUUGGUUUAAUCAUGACAUGCUUUGGAUGGCAAAUAUUUGAAGGCUGUGAUGAAGGCUGUGGGUGGCAGGGUGAACUCUUGAAACAAUGUGAGUCAUUCUUCAUUUAAAAACUUCAGACAUAGUGCUCAGGUCAUGCUUUCUGUCCCAGCCAUGGUUACCAUCUCUUAAUGAACUGCCUGAACCGACUGACAUUUGACUGCUCGGCAUUCAACCAAGGGAAUGCGCAACAUAAAGGUAUGAAAACGCCACAUCAAGAUGAACAAAAGCACAGUUUAUCUUUGUAUCAGAUCUUACAGAAUUAGAGAAAAUUCAACAGCAUACAUACAUUCAGAGACCUGACACAAGUCAUAGCACCAUAUUUGUCAUUUAAAUGUAUGAAGUGAUGGAGUGGAUUAACCCCCCCCCCCACUCAAACUUUCACCCUUGUUAAAACUAACACUUGAAAAAUGUACCACUUCUGUUAAUGAGCAACAUCAAAAUGUUCACAAAUCAAAAAACAUCUACACAUCUAAGUGAUGGCCAAACUUUUUAUCAACAUUUAAACAGUUUUAAUCACCUUUCCUCAUUCUGAAGCAGGCUCUAAUCACAUAUUUAUGUAUAUCAAUAAAAUACUGCUGAAACAGGGUCUCUAUGACCCUAAAAUAUUUUUUAAAGUUCUUAAACUCAGCCCAGUUUAACCUCUAAAUGCCUUUUGAACUAAAAUAGCCAAACUGGAGUGUAACCCACAUGUGGACUAAAAGUUUUGGGAGGUUUAAAUGGUCAUGGUCUUUAAUAUUUAUUUAACUUUUAACUUUUUUUUUUGUAAUAGUGACCUCCAGGGUUAUAAGAGACUGUUAGAUUUUAUUUUAGAAUUGAAAACUGGAAUCCAAUUCAGAAAAAAACAGGAAUUGCAUGUCCAGCUGAAGCAAUGCAGGAUGAGUUGAGCCUUACAAUACCAGCAGCAUGACAUGUUUUAGUUAUAGUUGUUAAAAAGGUUUAAUUAAUCAUUUAAAGAGCGUAAUAUGUCAUGUGUUUAGUCCCUCAGGUUGGAAUUGAAAAGCACUUUUUCUGAGGAUGAAUCAUCAUUAAAUACCACCAUGAUAAUUGAGUAUUUUUUAGCUGCAGAACCUUAAGGCUACCUUCCAGUUAAAUAAGAAAAUGACUGAAUCAGUUUAGUCAAAGGUGAAUGAAGUAUGAACAUUUUUGUUUUUCAAGUGAUUGAAUAUGGCAAAAUAAUUCAUCCCAGGGCUUCUCCUCCUAACCUCGUAAUUCUAUCAAAUGAUUCACCUCCUGGUUGAAAAUCAAACAGUCUCCCGGUGCAGGAUGAUGAAAGGCGGCUCUUACUCCUUCAUGGAGGACAGCAGCUUGGAUUCACAGCUGGUAUAAUGGAUUUGAAAAGACAGAGUCAUGGGGAAAAAAAAAAAGUAUCAAAAUGUCUGUCGAGACUUCAAAACUCAUGCGGCAUAAUCUGUUUUUCCGCUGUCCAUCUGUAUGGUCAGUAUGUUCCAAACAGUCCAACGUUUGCCAGAAUGUGAAGCGAGCAGCAGUUUGGAACACAGCGAGGAUAUGAAUGGACAGUUGAGAAGAAUAAAAAUGCUGCAGAAGAGACUUUGAAAGUUCCAGCUGACAAUUUGAUUGUUAGUUUCAACAUCACAAAGUCCAGUUUUCAAGAUCCGCAUUGUUAAUACGACGCAGGCUAGUAUGGAGUCUCGAAUGAAAUGAAAAAAUAACCUAACUUCACCAUAAUUAGUCUAAACACUAAUUACAGGUACGUCAGCUAGUCAGUUAGUUUGUGCACAGGGGAGAGAAAGUCUAUAUUUUUUUCCAGCAGUACAUAAAAGCUGUUCUUGAAAGAGCGAUGGCGCUGAAUCAAAUAAAUAGUGAAGAUGGUUCAGGCUUUUUAAAUAUUUUGGGGCCUUUUUUUUUUUUACAUUUUGAGAUAAUGCAUCUGAAGAGUAACAGGAAAUACAGGGAGCAGAGAUGGAGGCAGGCAUGCAGAAAAGAGUCAUGGCUGCUGCAACAAGGACCUUCAACUCUAUUUGAAACGAGCUUUGACCCCAAGACCACUGGCACCCCUGAUUUGUGCAUUUUCAAUUAGACAAUCUAUAACACCUCGAUAAGGUCAUGUAAGUCUUACCUCUUAAUGAAGAUAAAAUUUGAACUUUUUUUCAGUGCCUGGUUGUAAAGCAGUGCUCCUGCUCGACAAAGGCCAUAGCUCAUCCUAAGCUAUUUCUUACUGCAAUGGAAAUCAGGGGGAAUAUGCUGAAUGCACUAAAACACCAAAAGAAGAAGCUUCUAUAACAAUAUUUGGAGAUACAGAUGUAGUACCGUGACAUUCAUGCAGAGGUGACACGCCUGCAGGGUGUAAACACGCAGACCAGACUGCUACAUGGUGCAAAUUUCUAGUCCCAGUUCUGCCACACAAUUGAACUGAUGUCUCUGCCCCUGACUGAGGCCCUGUCUGAGGGAUGGACCCGGCAAAAACAGAUCUAAAUACACAGCAUGAUUGAAUAUACAUUUAAACAAGAGACAUAGACAUUGUCUGGCCUUCAUAGAGGCAAUCCUGCCAACACGGCUCAAACAUACGCAUCCUAAACUUUAUUCCAAUACUUUGCCUCUUUCUCUGUGAAUCAAAACAGUUUCACACCAUAAGGAAUUUCCUGGAGGAUACCCCUACGUUACAGUUCUCCCUUAAACUUUUUGUGGUUUGACUCUGAGCGCUAAUUAGAGACUCACAGAUGGCGAGGAAAAGAGAAACACAUCUUUCCCCUACAAAGACCACAGGCUGCUUGUACGUGCAGCGUGAUGAGUCUAUAUUGUAAGCCACCCACCGACCAAGUUUGCACAGCACCUCCUCGUGCCGCUUCAGUACACAACCACACAGCAGAAUCCAAUCCACACCAAAGAGCGCCAUGAAAGUGUGCCACCAUUUGAUGUGUCAAGUUCAAACCUCGUGUAGGUGAAAGCAAGCCCUUGGAAAGGUUUUGCCUCAGAGCCCAGGCAAAUCUCAUUGUCUGCUUAUCAGCCUCAAAUUUACUCCGCCUUACUGAGAUAUUCCCUUAGAGAAUUAGGGAUAAUAGUAGAAGUGAUGACUGUCAUGAUGAGUCUCUAUCUCUCUCAUGUUCGAUGCCCCCCCUACAUCUCGGCAGCUUCCCCUCUAUUUAUCGAAUUCCCCACAUAUUAAUAUACAUUUUAUCUCCUUCCAGUUCGCUUAGCUCUGAUGUCUUUGAUGCCAUUUUCUUAACAUUGCUAAGAGGCAUGCAUGCACGGACUUUCAUGUUGCAGCUUACAAAGAACAGUGACUCAUGCUACAAUGAAGGGAGCCACAGGAUCAGAGUAAGAAUUAAAUUAAUAUCUACUUCAUUAAUGCUUUGGCAAACAGUUCAGAUUCCUGUUGCUGGAAUACACUAGAUUGGCUUAAUUGGCAAAGAUGAAACCCCAGCAAUUGGCGCCAAGUCAAACACUACUAAACCGAGAAGGGAAUCUUGUACGGCUGACAAGAUUGCCUCUUUAGUGUGUGGCUCGGAGUCGCCUCUGCUACAAAUUCUCCCUUUAUGACAACACUUUUCUUUAACCACAGUGUUUUCUGGGCUUCAGCUAGGCUGUUAGAACAUCUUGUUCCCUCGUUGCCAUGCACUAAUACAUUAUCGGUGAAUAGCAUUGUAUACCUCAAGAGCAUUGUGUCCUUCAAAGUCAAAGGAAAAGAAAGAGGAAAGCUCAUAUGAUGUUGUUCUUUGUGUAUUGUAUGUUCAGUCAUACAAAAAGAGCCUUUUUACUCAUUGUCGAUUGUGUUUAGUUUUAUCCCAGUAUCAACUGCAGCUGUAGUGUCCGAGGGCCAAUUACAGCGCAGGUUGAUCUUUUGUCGGUUUGUAUUCUUUGACUGUUUUUAUAUCACAGGAGAUUCAUUUGUCCCUCAAGUCUCUCAAGCAGAUCUUCUACUGAGUUGCCGCCAUUUUUGUUUUUUAAUUUGAAAGCAGAUUCAGGACCUCCAUGACCUGAAAAUUAGAAGAAAAAAAAACAAACAAACCCUGGGAAGUGUCCUCUUUAGGCCCUCCCUUGAACACUAGUUUUUUAAUGUUUAUAGUCUUUUUUUAUCCUUGCUUUGGGACCACUCUUCUUUUUAUUCAACUUUGCCUUUUUUUAUAAUAAUCCCCUGGGCAUGAGUAUUUCCUGUAAAGAUAGGGGGCGUGGCAGUGCACAGACACCUGUUGAUUGAGAGUGAGACAGUGAGACUUAUUAACAGUCAUCCAUUUAUCCAUGUAUAUUGACGUGUCUCAGUGUUGUUCUUAAAAAAUAAAUAUAAACAAAUUAUUUCACUGAUUAAGCACUUCACCCUGCCUUUAAAGCUCCUGUGGAGAAGUUUUGGUUUGUGUCAAUGUUGGCGCCCCCUGUUGACAAAGCACUCUUUUCUUAUCUUUUCCUCUUACUGAACAAUGAAAUCUACCAUAUGUUGUGAACUUAUUACAUGUUAACUAGUUAUGAGUUUCCUAAGCUGCUUAGCUGACACCUACCCCCUCACACCAGUUUCAGGCUUAAAAAAAUUACAAUAUUAAAAGGUCCCUAAUGCUCUCAUUUGAUUUUGAAUAUCCUAAAAAGGCAUCAAUGUUAAUUUCAGUCUAUUAUUUUAAUGUCAAAAAAAAAAAAAAAAAAAACCUUAUAGGAGCUUUAAAUUGAAGUUUUAGACCAGGUGCAGCAAUGCAGCCUUUACUUAAAAAAUACACGUAAAAGUCAAGAUAACAGAGUACAUUAAAGUCCCAACUAAGAAUUAUUUUACAUUGUCAACAAAUACAUUUUCUGAAAUGUGACAUAAGGGAAUUUUAAAUAUGGAUGCAAUAAAUUAUUGAACUUCAGCAGUUAUCCCAGAUCUCACAAUGUUACUUUAAACAUUCAGUUAAACAAACGCCCUUGCAAUGAUAAAUGGCCAGAAUAAAUGUAUUUGUUGGUAGCAAAAUGAAAAGAUGUUGUGUCUGUUGGCUAUUCCAAUUAAGGGAAAAAAUUGCUCAUAAAAAGUCACAUUAUUUGGAUAACUCAAUUUUUAAAUGCUACGACUGAUAUUCCAUUUAUCUCAAUUUUACUGGCAGCUAAAGUCUCGGCCACAAAUAUCUCCGAACUAAAAUGCAUUAUUCAUUUAGCAAUUUGUGUGCAGCACUUGAGUAGAGCAGGAUAAAAAAAAAAGAAAACAAAUAGUGUGACACGAGUGUUUUAUCACUCUGAUUAACAUAUUUUGACAAUUUGUAAGUAUUUAAGUCUUGUCUUUCUGUCAGAACCACCGAAUAUGAUGUAGUAUCAGCUUCUCAGAUGUGUCCCCAUCAUUGAAUAUGGAUGAAUUGGUUGUGGUUUAAAGUAUAUCACAGCUUUGUCUUUUUUUCUCUCAUGAAACACAAUAAUUCAUUUGUCACGUAAAUAAUCUGCAGAUUAAUCAGUAAUGGGGAAAUAUCACGAGGAGAUGCUUUAGUUUUUAAGAUAAUCCAAAGCGGAAAAGGCUGUCCCCGCUAUGAUUUGUUAGACUGCUGGCUCAGUUUGUCGUCUCCAUUUCUUUGAAAUGUCUUUGAAAACACACAGCUGAAGCUAAAUUCUGCAAGCUCUCCAAACCAGUACCCGCUGCUCUGACUGUAAUUAUCCAGGCGGGGGACACGGACACAACAGAGGGGGAGUCCCACAUCUUUAUCUCAUUCACACCUUGGUAAUGAAAAUGACUAACAAUAAGGGCCAGUUAAUAGUGUUAGGGACUGUAGCACUGCUUGCCUAACCUACCUACCACUUGUUGUGCUGUGUUUGUAAUUAGUCGCUCCUGCUGUCUGAUUAGAUAAGAAUACAUCACUGUCCUGGAUACAGAAAUACACACAACGUAUCACACAAUGUUCCAUCGGGCUGCGGAGUCAGACUGUUUUCCACUUUUCCUCUCUCACUGACAGCAUACGAACGACAGGGACAAGCAGGUCAGACAAAAUUUGGUGCCAUUAUUCCAAAGUCUAAGAAUAGAAUCCGACUGUGGUUUUUAGAGAAAGCAUUGCAUCUCCUAAAUGUCAACUUUCAGGCUCUGGAAAAAAAAAAAAAAAAAAGAAAAAGAAAUGGAAAACAGAAACCUUGUUUUUAGCUCAGCUGCCAUAUAUUGUUUUGUCAAUAUAAUAGUUUUGGAAAUGCUUUUAAAGGGAAGAAGUUCAGCCCAUCUUAAAAAGAAACGUACUAAAACACAGAGAUCCAGUGGCAUGUUGUUUCCAUGAUGCAAUGUAAGUACGUUUUCUUACACUAGGGGCUUCAAAACAUGUCUUUUCAUCAUCAGUGAAUUUGUUUUUCCCUUCAUGGUAUAUUUUAUAUAUUUACCAUAAAAUCCGGAACAUACAGUAACUCAAAUAUAUGAUGCAGCCUGUUUUUUUGGGGCUUUCUGGAGGCAAAAAAAGUUUAACUGUGCUCCAGUUUGAGGACUUCCAUAGUGUUUAGAAAUGUACGGUUUCUGUACAGACGUUUAGUUCUUUCUAUACCAUCUGCCACCCUGACAGCAAACCAUAUGGCAGCUGAGCUCAGCCUAUGGUAGCAUUGACAGCUAUGAGGUACAGGCUGUGACCAAUUUGACAAGACUGAUGUCAGCCCUUUCUGUUGGUCAAUUAUCAUCUUGGAUUGAGGCUCUCCACAUGGUUUAUGUACUGAAUAAUACACCACUGUUCUCUUCAAACACAUAAUUAUGGCCAAAUGAGGGAGAAACGCGUUAAAAAUGGCGCCCUAAGCAGACAUGCUUCACUCUGUGUUAAGCAUGUUUUGCACAUUGAAGUUGCUAACCUGUUUGAGUGCUAUCUUUAGGGUAAAAUACUGUAACACAAGAGUAACUUGCUGACACCAGUCCAAUCAGUGUGGGAUUUAAGAUGACAAAAAAUGGAUUAAGAGUGCAUCUUUUACACCAAAAUUUGAAGAACAUUUCACAGUGUAAUCUGUAAUAAAGCUAUUAAUUCAAAUAUCAAGCUAUUGUCCAAUCACAGCCUCGCAGUUUUACAGCAAUAAGUCAGGUUGCAGUUUUAAUCGAUCAGUGGUAAAAGGAUGGUUUAACUUUGGCCGUGGGAUAUACUGUUACUAGAUGAUUCCAGAUGCCAAAGGUCAAGGGGCCUCUCAUCUGUUAAUCUUUGACUCUAACAUAUAUUUUUCAGACCUCCAGCUACUCCAGAGAUUUUUUAAUCACAGGGAUAAACUGAGAAUAAAUUGUUUUAGGAAUAAACUUGUAGCCAUGAAGCUUUUUCCAGUCCUGCCAACCGCUCUGUGACAUUUGUCCACUCACACCACAUCCAAACACAGACUGCAGAGGAUAAUUUACAAAGUGGCCACCAGUGCUAAUUAUUCUCAUUAAUAUGCAUUCACACACCACUGAUGAUGCCAUUAGAAGCAAUUUGGGAUCCGGUGUCUUGGCCAAGGACAGUUCAGCAUGGUACUGCAGGAGCUGGGAUCAAAUCACCAACCUAAGUUUGAGUCCCCGUAGCUUGUAAGUUAUUUAUGGCUUUCUUUCAUAUGCUGAUUUACGGUUUUUUAAAUGUUGGUUGGGUAAAAUAAAACAUCCAAAGACUUUAUUUAAACGUUUUGGAUAUUGGGAUGAGUUCUUAAUUCAUUCUCACAGACAAAUUUACUGAUCAGCUUGUCAAAAAAUGCAAAAGAACACUCAGCAUCACUAGAGAAAAGGCCGCUGAGCCAGUUCCUGUCGGAAAACUUUCAAUCAUAUGAUGAGUUGACCCAGGCAAGCAUCAAUAUUUCCACUCACUAGAUUGUCUACCUGUGUCUCCCAGUUGUGUUUUGUCAUCUCUGGGUGAUGACAUGUAGACUAUGUACCAUGAUUCAUUUAAUAUUGCGUGGAGCAGCAGGGCUGAGGGGCAUAUGGCCAUGUUGGAGCCGAGCCAUGCGGCUCGAGGCGGGGUAAACGGAUGGGCAGACAUCGCUGGUGCAUUUGCUGCUCGACUCUGCGUCAUGUUUCACUGUUGUCUUUACAGCGAGCGCACUGUUUAACCAACUGCAGUAAACAAAACAGCACAAUCAGAUUUCUUGCUCCAUGUUAGAGAAAGUUGGUUUUGCAGGGAAUCAGGGCUGUUGCACUGUAAAUAUCAUUUGUCAGUGCAUGAAGAUGAGAGAGACAGAAGGCGAGGGAAAGUGCUUGUGUGAUCCUCAAAAAUAUCUUUGGCGAUACAAGACGCUGCAUUCGCACAUUAUUCACGGACAGUUUGUACCAACACUAACAUUCUGCUAAGGUUAUGAUCGGCCAUGAUUGGCUAAAUGCACCAGAGGAAAUUCUGCUGCAGAGCUCGGGAGCUGACGACGGACUGUGUGUGUCGACUGUUGAUUAUGGGGAGAGCCUGUGGUUCCAUCUAUUUCAUAUUCAUGAGCCAAAUGGUUCACGUUGUAUUAUUCAUGAACAAAUUAGACGUUCAAAAACACCAGUGUGAGUGAGGCCGCAUGCAGGAUAAUUCAAAUGUACAAGUUUAACCUGAAACUCAUCCACCUUUUCCUCAGCCGAUGCAAAAAAAAUGUGUUUAAUUCUCUCUAUCACUGAGCCUGCUGCUGUGCUCCCUGCUGCAAUGAGCUGCCGAAGCUCGAUAUAUCUCUCAGAUUUUUAUUUUUGGAGUACAUAACUCUUUGUCACUGUCCUCACAGCAGUUUCAGGCAGCCACGAAGCGAGAGACUCUGUUUUUUUAAAAGAAAGAUAUAUCCUGUUUACAGUAGGAGAGGUUGAGAGUCGACUGGCUUGUAAGAGACCGGCUUUGUUCUGCCUCUCUGAUCAGCUGGCUUGCUUGCAGUCGGGACGGAGCAACAGAAGUGUGUCCAAUCAAGCUGAGCCCCUGUUUUAAAAGGCCCUGCAGUCCUUGGGCAGAGGCCGUGUUUAUGACCCAAAAUCGAGGCAACGAGCCUGGCUCGCAUCCAAGCCCUGGAGCUCGUAUAUUCUGUUUGAGCAGAAUAUCCAGUGGAAAGUGCAGCACUGCAAGGAGGUCCCACGAGACACCUGUACAUGUGUAACCGACUGAGUGUGCAUGCGCCUGUGUUUGUUUGUGUGUGUAAACAGUGUGUAGCGUGAGGGAAAACCUUGUUAACCUUCAAACCUUCAAUGAUUUUUUAAGUGAAGACAUGGAUGGAAACGGCAGUAACAAUGAAAUCACAUCAGAUUUACUGAAACAGGAGGUGUGUGGUCUGAGUGGUGUGUUUGCUGCUUUCUUAACAGAAGUUGAUGAAUGACGUCAAUAGGAAGGAGAAAAAUAGACCAUCACAUUAACCAAAAAUAACCUGCCAACAUAAUACCGUCACUCUCAGCUAUAAUGAAUAGAGUCCACUCUGUGACGCUGGAAUUACCUUUGACUCCAUUUAACAUUUAAAUUACAAGCACCUCAUUUACAUUAGCCAAAUGGGAAUCUAAAGUCAUUUUUGUGAUUACAAUGCGGUGCUCAAUUACUGUAAUGGUCUGGAUUUAUAGCAUAUUUUUCCCAUUCGCUAAUCACAGUUUGACACCAAACUGGGUCUCAUCUAUUCAUGGGCUGAUCCCUCACCUGAAGGUCACGACCACUACUCAAUGAAUCUGUAUCAGAAUUGAUUAGAAACAUAAUUUUUCAACAACAGAAAGCUGAUUACACGAGUAAUACUGAUCAAAAUCUACGACUCCUGCCGAGUAUCACAACGUAAUAUCUGCUGGUUAUGUGUGGGAAUUAGACUGAAGACGAAGACAAAAACAUAAACAAAUACAGUUAUUUCAGACUUUUUAUGACCCUUGUUCUCUUCAUAAUACCAAAGUUUAAUCACGAUAUUAUCAGUCUGAUUAGUAUGGUUAAUGUACGGUAUAGUGAGCGGGUGGUUAUGCGAAAUAGAAUCCAGCUACCGAAGACGUCUACAAACUGACACAAAAUAUAGAUUUGAAGAUGAUUUUAUGAAUGAAGAUGAUUAAUUCAUGCAGAUAAUAACUAGUCCCCUUGCUUCCUUGGUGGGUAAUGUUUCCAUGGCAACAGAUCCUUAAUAGAUAAGUUGGCAUUCAACAGAACAUUUUGAUUCACAGUCGAGUUGAAACAUGGGGUUGCUUAUCUGUUAGAGUUCACAUUAAAGGGAACAUUUCCAUCUCAGAUUCCAUUAGAUGAGAAGAACAGGACUUCUGCAGGAAUAUUUAUGAUGACAUUUCUGUUCUCAUUCAGGUCUCCUACGUUCUGUAGCAUUUCAGCCAACUAAUGAGGAUUUUUUUCAAAGACAGCAGUCGGAAAUAUGUUAUGAAUUUGUGCAACUGUGAAUCAUGUGAAGCUGCUUAGAAGCUACCAGAGGGACAAUAUAAAGCCAAACAAAUAAGCUUCACUCCACCUCAUCUGAAAAUACUCUCACCAGCUCUGCUGCUGUUGCCUGGAUUGCAGGACAGGAAGUUUUCGUAACUUUUCCACUUUCUUUGUAUGUUGUUUACCAUAAAAGUCCCUUUUUUGUUUAAUAUAUCUGAUAACAACAUAGAAAUACAUUUUAAUUUGAUGGAUAGAUAAUUGGCACCUAAAAAAAUGUACUUGGAUAAUGUUAAGAUGAUAAUGAUUAUUGAGGUUAAUAUCUAUGGGGCGGCUGGUAAUUUACCGACUUACAGAGAGGGUAUGGCAGUAAAUAUGUGUGAAUUUCUCCAAACACCUUUUUGGAUGUGUAAAAAUGUGAAUCUUCAAGUGUUUGACAGUCUUAUUUGGGCAUUUUUUAAAACAUGCUGUAUAUACUGAGUCAGCUGAGAGUGGAAAAAAAUGAAGAAUAAAAACACAAUUAAAGCAUAAUUGGUACCUAAACUAAUGUAGGAUAACAGAGGGGAAUAUAAACAGGGUGAAGUACAGUAUUUCAGUAUUCUCAGUGGAGCAUCCUCUGUUUCCACCUCCACCACCGCAGGCACAGCAUUAUUCUGUGGGAAACACUAACUUAGUCGACUUGAACGUCACAUUAACAUUAGACCUCCUUUACAAGUGAAAUCCUGCUUAAAAGGGUCAAACAGAAAUCAUCCAGCAUAUUCCAGGACAAAAAAAAUCAGGAAAAUCCUACAUUACACAAGAAAGUGCAUAAAAAGGGCUGCUAUAUUUAGUCACUAAAACAACAGCAGUUAUUGGAGCCCAUUUCCAUUAUUCUCAGAUUAUUACAGUCCAAACUUCAGAGUUAUCUGCUUUUUUCAAAAUCCAUCUUUUCAAUUCUCCUGCAUCCUGUUAUGAUACGGGGUAAAAACUGCAGCAGUAGAAUAACUGGGUGCAGCCUUGCAGUCAGCCCCCUCAUUGCUUGUUGUGUUGUGGCACUGUAAUGGUUUGUUUUCCUCAAAGUGGAUCUAUGCCAGCACGGCCCACAAUUUUGCCUCCUUCGUGGUGAUCAAUAGGCAUUAGAUUGAGACAAGUGUUUUGUCAAGUUGGUUGUUCAGGGAGUGACUGGCAGUUUUCUGCUUCACUCAGACAUCAACAUGAACCUCCGCUUCACCUGACUGAGCCAACACAUGCCUCAGACUGGAUGAAUGAACGUGCCGCUUACUGGGCUGUCAUUGCUUAGUGCUUAUAGUGUUCAACUUUUCAAGCUGUGCUGGGGCUCCAACUUUUUCCACUGCAAUCUGUUUCUAGAUCAAGCUACAGUGAAAAAUGGGCCCGAUGUUGACUCACAGCAACAAGGUCCACAGAACUUCAGCCAAGGAUGUUACUUUUAAUAGUUUGCAUGUUGUUCCUGUGUUCCCAAGGUUGAUUACCAAAAUAAAAGUUUCAAAUACUCCUGCGGUGGCCCAGUUAUUACUCUGAGAACUGAGGGAUGCUCCACGCCACGUGCUGCUAACCAGCACCUGCUCCCAUCACUGUGGGGCUUUUCUAACUGACUAUCAGAUGGUUCAACUUGAACCUGCUAAAAAAACAGCUAAUCUGAGACUUCCAGAGCUGGGAUGUACUUCAACAACACAACUACGAGGAGAGAAAUAUCCAGCGUUUUUGGCUGAUAACUCGACUGUAAUGUUCGCAAAGCCAUCUGAAGUGUAGGAUGCUCCAGAUGUUGUCUAGACACGGGGGGUGAUGGUGGAUGCCUCGUGUCCUGAGGGGCGCACACGUCUGAGAGCUCAACCUAGAUUCCUGUUGUGAUGAACUGGAGGUGAAUUGGGUGGACGAGGGCUGUAAUAGUCUUGACUGAGAUGAGAGCUGACAGCAGCAGCUCUCAUCUCUGUCGGAGAGCGGAUUUAAAGUUUGACUGCAGCUGGAUGAUUGGCUGAUGGGAAAAUGUGGCGAAAUCUGAUUGGUCGUACUGAAAGGGUAAAAUGCCCAUUAGCGUGAGCUGAUAAGAGAAAUGAGCAGAAAAGGAGAAAGAUGUGAAUAAAUGAGUCAUAAAGACUAGCUUCCAACUUCAACUUGCACUGAGAUCAUGGACUAGAAAUAGAGUAAAUGGAGCCAAGAUGACAUCAUUCAACGGAAAGUACACCCUCUCCAACAAUUGAAGCCUCAGCUUCUUGGUUUGAAAAAAUUGGUCAUAUUUGCACGAUAGCAGCCACACCCUGUAGGAAAAUCUGCUUUAACAACCAUCCUAAUGUAAAUGUGGCCAAAACAUAAUAACUGAACAUGAAGCUGUUGUGAAACUGAACCAAAACUUCACAGUAUAUCUACAUCAUCAUGGUAACAAGUCCACGAUUUGAGUCCAGCCAUCCAUGUUGAGUUGAGUGAGACGCUCUCCGCUCGCUUCGGGCUCUGUGUAAUUUUACCCUUUGUCUCUUUGUGGAGAGCUGGUAAUAGUGUUUGACUAAAGUAUGGUAACUUAAGUAUGGUCGUGAUGUGAAUUCAUACUUGGGUCUCAGUGCUUUCACAAUCCUGAAUCCUUCAUUGUGACCACAGAAAAUAUCCAUAAGUCUUGGGCUGUAUAUUCAGGGAUACAUCUGCAGCUCUUGCACCGUUCUGGUGUGGCUGCAAAUGCUUCUUUGGGAGUCUUACUGCCAAAUAUGGACAUUGGACCUGAAUACAGGCUCUAAAACUCAGUCUCAUGCGUCAGUAAUGAGGAGGCAUCAAGAUGAGUAAAAGUAUUGAAAAGUAUAAGCAUUACCUGCUGAAAAGAGAAAUUUUGAGCUAUUAGAAUAUGUAUUAACACAAUCAAAGAUGAUGCCCACUGCCUGUUUUAAUCACUAGUGGUAUUAUCCUUGUGUUCCCGACCCUGUUCCUGGUUCAAAUCCUUGCUGUGGUCUUUCUGUGUUAGAGUCUACAUGCUCCCUUUAGGUACUCUGGAACAUGCUCACUAGGUUUUUUGGUCACUCUAAAUUUCCCAUAGGUCUGAGCAUGCCUGGCUGUCGACUGACUUGUCAGCCCUGUGAUAGGCCGGUGACCUGUCCAUGAUGUAGCUCGUCUCACCAAUUUGCCAAUGACAGCCGAGAUGGGCUCUGGCCUCUGCGCAACCCCCAGACAGGAUAAGAGUAAUAGAUAAUAGAUGGUUGUAUGGACCUUUGGCUCUGAAAUAAAGUACGAAGUCCUCCCUUUUAAAGGAUGCUGGCUAAAGAAAUGCAGGUUAAAGGUACUUUUUUAUCAGCUUCACUUUUAAAACCCUGACUUCAUUCAGUGUUUAUGUAAAGUUUAUUACUUGGUCUUUUACUUAAAGCUAUAAGCUGACGUCAUAUCUUCAAAUUGGCGACAAUAGAGACUGAAAAUGAAAAGCCACUUCCUCGCUGUUGCUCUCUGCUAAUAAAACGGAUGGAGAAAAAAAAAGCCGAAAAAAUGUUCGAUAGUCAGCUCCAAGAUUUUAAAAAAGCAAAUACUUUUCCAGCCUGGAAACAGAUCCAAAGUGAAUUUACUCACCAGAACCAAACUCUGCCCAAUUUGAGAGGCAGUGAAGACCACAUCAUUAGGCUAAAGCCGAAUUUUAUGAUUGGUCUAAACUCGCUGCUGCUUAAUGUAUAAAAGACAUCUACACCCCUGCAGCAAUCUGUAUUAAUCAUCUCUGCUUUUGCUUACUGCCUCUUUCCAUUUGAACACAUUUGGACACAGUUUGAGAGAGAGACGCUAUCAUUAGUCUUUUUGCACUCCAGCUUUUUUCUCCUCUCGAGGUGUUGUGUUUGGUCGGCUUGAGUUAUAGCUCAGUAGGUGUUGAUUUUCUUUCACACAUCUAUUGCGACUGUUACACCAUUCAGACUGCGACGCCAUUAGUGGUGUGGAAAAACGUUCACUUUAAUUACUUCACAGGGAGGGGAAUUAACAAAACAUACAAGCUGUCAGUGCAGCAGCACCAUGGAGACACUUCACGGACAGACCAUCAGCUGAGACUGUAGACUACAACGGUGCAACAGGUCCCGGAAAGCUUAAAAACUCCUAAAUGUUCAAGUUUAUUAAAAGAUAACGUUUGUGCCAAAGGACUUGGCUGACAUUGGAAUAAAAAUGCUUUCACUUAUAGUGUCCAGCUCUCUUUAAACAAUAUCUUAUAAUUCUCAAACCAAUUUGCAUUUGAUUUAGGAUGUCAAAUGUGCAGCCUGCUCUGCUGCCUUUGCUCGACUCUGCAGCCGAACAAUGGAUAACAACUCACUUAGUAUGUCACAUUUAUUCAAUUAUCAACUAGUUGCAUAUUCAUGCACAGCUCUCUGUACAGUCUGAAUUGUAAGGUAAGAUACAAUGAAAAAGGAAUUUGCACAACAAAGGCCUAAUCCGUCAGUGGCUGUGGAAGCACAGAAAGUGGCGGUGGACUCGUGGAAGUGCAACAGGACAGAUAAUUUAAUUAUUGAAAACCUGGUGGGCUCCUUCCUCUGCUUUCUCCUUGCGCUGUUCAAGGUUAAUUGUCAAAAGUUCAGGUUGAUAUACAAGCACAGCACGAGGGAGGAGAGCGGAGCGGAGACGCCACACAAUAAAUUUAAUUUUAUUAAGAUUAUUGUGCGUUCAAGCAAUAUUUUCCAUUAGGCGUGGACUCUGCUGUGGAGGCCACUGUCAGAAGCAGCUUCAAACAGUUGCUUCAGUUUUCUACACAAGUUGCUGCUUGUCCCUUCCUUUCACUAACAUCACAGAGAGGAGAGAGAGCAAUGAGACACAUUUACUGAGUAGUCAAAGGUAAUAUGAAAUGUCUGGUGAACCGUACUCUAAUCGGAGGCGCUUUGCCGUGAGAUUAACGAAGGUGUUUGGCAUUGCAGAGGCGCUGCGGAUAGACGCAGGCCAUUCCAGACACCAGCAUGUUAGCGUGUCUCAGCCGUUUAGAGGAUUGCUUGUGUAAUGCCAUCUGUAUUCAGGGGAUGAACACCCACUUUUACACCAGGGCAGAGAGAGAGGAGCAACAGCGACUUCAGCCAACAUCUGUCGCUUUCCCUCUAUCUUCCAUUCACUCAUCCGCUAGUCGCUUUCAUCCACUUACAAAUCGUGACACAAGACCGGAUAUGUUAAUUGAAGAAACAGCUCACUCUUCAAAAUGAAUAUGAAGGAUAAAAGCGUUUGUGAACAUGGGACAUGAGCUGCGACAAAACGGAGGAAUGAUACAAAACGCUCCGUAAAUAAUUUGUUCCUCCUGGUUUACAGGAUGAGCUCAGUCAGAGACAACAAGAAGUUCUGUGUGAAAGAAAAACUACACACGGGCCUCAGUUAGAAAUAGGUUUGGUGGUUUAUCAGAAAGAUUAUUGCGCAAAAUACAGCGGCAAUAAUUAAUUCAACUACAGAAAAAUGUUCUGCUGUUUUUCAGCAUUUAGAUUACGUUUUUUCCACCACUUUUUCUAUAUCUGUCAGCAGAAAAAGCCCAGGAAAUGAAUCAGUUAUAAAUAAAACACAUUUAAAUUGGAGUCCGUGUGCAGACCAUUUCAUAAAGCUUUCGAACUUUGCACCUUUUUGGAAUGAAAGUGUGUUUUUAUUUUCAGGUCCUACAUAUUUCCUGCAAAGCCAGCAGAGUGUUGUCUGCAACCUAUUUAGAUGUGUUGUUUGGGGAGCUGUUAAAAGAGGCAGUGUUUUUCUUGGGGGAAGUAUGUUAAAAGGAAUAACAAGUACUGCAACAGAAGGAAAAGAAAAUAUUGUCAAGUUCCUGUAGAAAAUAUUAAAAAUCCUGCAUUAUAUUAAAGGAACAGUCCGUAGUAUUUCGCAGCAUUAAGCAGAACAGACAGUAGAAAUAGAAUACAUCACAUUAACUAGUAUGUUAGAAUGAGUUUUUAAUGUACUGAAUAUUGAAAAUGUUUUGAUUUGUUAACUUAGUUUGACUCUUUCAUCAAUACAUAAGAGAGGCUUGCUUCCAUGGAGGCUGGCAUUUUGCAUUGUGUUUCUACGGUAGCUCAGAAUGGUCAAACUACUCACUAUGCAGGGUUUAGUAUUUCGUGACUGGUCAGGUAAAAUGCAAAGAAUAAGUGAUUAGCUGUUGUGUGAGAUUGUGUUCAUGGACAUUUUUGAUGGUAAAAACUUCAAAUGCGUACAUCACUUUACUCGCAGUAGGGGGGGAGCAAGGGAGCACUUUGGUCUAAAAUCGGACCACCAGACAUCACUAAGUAUUUCCAUUUGUACACACUCUACCCUCAAAGGUCUUUCAAUUUGUUUCAAACUCGCUGCAGAGAUUCUUCCCUCUACUUUGAUUUUGUCAUGACCUUUUAUUAUCAUGUCAUCAGAAACAAGAAGAAAACGCUUGGUGCGUCUAGAACAAUUUGAAAAGGACAGAAUUGCCUAUUUAAAAAAGAAGGGUUAAAAUCGCACACACUCACACACCUCUGUUCCCCUGCUACUCUUCAGGUGGAGAGGUGGCAGUGACAUUAAUAACAGGGGCGAAGGUAGGAAACUGUUCUGGUGUCGGAAAAGGUGUGACACCUGUCACCACUGAAAUAGUAAAUGAUCCAUUAUGCAGAUCUGGAUGAGGCUGCCAUACACAAGCGGCUGUCACUCCUUCCUAUAUAAAGGAUUUGUUUGUACUGUGUGUCUGUUAUCGAUGCUAAAUGAGCUUAGGAGGGAGAAGGUGUAAUGCUGUGAAAUACAGCUUUCUGUUGACACAUCAGCCGCUCGCUCUGGUUUAGGAGACACUUUGUGUGUCUAAAUGUGAUGAGAUUUUUUUUCGUUUUAUUUUGGCGGCAGUUUAGAAGAUAAAUUACCAGUACUUUGUCCAAAAAAUUGGACCAGACUGUUUUGUUGCUUAUUGUCCCCCUUCAUCUUUAAGUGCUUUUCAUCUUUGGACGGCAAUACCAGAAUUCACUCAGCGUUUGGCAUGCAGACAGUUGUAUUCAUCUUUAGUAAUUUAUGUUUAGAUGUCUGAACAUUUUGUGUUGGUUUGAUUCAUCUGUGGGAGUUUCCUUGGUCACAAAGCUCUUGGUGCUUAUGCUAACUGUCCAGGUUUAUCAUGAACCUGCAGCCGUCUCUGCUCUUAAGUUUUCCUCUGUCUGCAGAGCAGGAGUUUACGUUUCUACUAGACCUUUGAGAAACAAGGAGCUCAGAGCAGCAAAUAUAAAAGUUUUCAUAACCUGCAUAAACAUUAAGUAUGUAUGAAAUUCACUUUCAAAAUAGAGCAAUACACAUGCUUAUCGUACGCCUGGGUCUGAGCUGUUAGUGACUGACUGGUUUUGUGUUCAAACUGAGAUUUCCAGUGCUUUUUUUUUUUUUUUACUCUAUAGGGUAUGGUAUCAGAUUUUUUGUGCUCUUAGGUCAAAAGAUUUAAAGCAGCAUUUACUAGAUGUAGAGGAUAAAAUACUGUUACCUGCAUCUAUCAGUGCUCAAGGAGACUCACAUUUGUCAGUUUUUUUCAUUGAGAGAGAGAGAAAAGCAACGCAUCUGCUUCAACAUAUCCACUACCGUCAGCAGCAGUGAGUCAUCCUCUGACAGAAUACCUCCACACCCAGUGAUGGUGAACAGAACCAGCUACCAGAGUCUCCUGAUGGCUAAGUCACCAGUUUAUCAAACUCUGACCUCUGGAUCCAGGAUAUAGAAAUUUGGGACUUUUCCAGUAAUUUCAUAGUGUUGGAAUACUUUUGAUCGACUAUGAUAUAUGCAAAUGUGACCUCCCCUUAGACAUCCUGCUUCAAAAGUCUAGUUUGUCACUACUUUGUGUCUGAUUUCUUCAUUUUGCUAGAUGUCUCUUUCGGUUGUUGUUGUCUUUUUUGUCUGCUGUUCACCAUAAAUCUCAAGUUUUACGCUCUCUAAAUAAAUGAGGAGUAAACUGAAACAUAAUUCCUCCAUGCUGCCUGAUGUGCCUGUCAGAGAGUAAUGCUGUAACUGUAUAGUAGAUGUGCCAUAAGUCUUCUCUGUGGGUUUGUUUGAUGUAGAGUAUGUGACAUGAGUGAUCAGAUCAUCCCUGUGCCACCUUUGCUAUACCAUUGGACCAAUCAAUCAAGUAUUUAACACAACCAGGUGAUUAGUAAGACAGCUAGGUAAUAAUUAUGUAUAGAUUAUCUUAAGUUGUGUAUGUGCAGAUGGUUCCAAUGAUUUAAGUCUCUCAAUGUUUUUUUUUUUUCCACAUUUGUAUUCUAGUCAGAAUCAGGAUUGACUCUCACACGCAGUCUGUCGUGUUUCAUAAAUAAGGAGCCUGAAUAAUAUCUCCCUCACACACCAGCUACCCAGAGAAUGAUUUUUAACAGUGGUAAGCAGAUAUAAUGGGGGGGGGGGGGGAGCUGGAGGUUAUAGCCAUUGAUCUGAACCACCUGCCAGUGAGACAAUUAGUCUAUUGGUUGGAAUAAAUGGGGACAUCACAGGCGCACGCAAACUCUGGAAUCGUUUUGACUCCAACCUUUCCCACUGCUGUCAGAACAAGGCCAAAACAAGCAACUUUGUUGUUCAAAUAUAGCUCAAACAAGCACACCUUUUUUUAUUUUUCUUCCACACAGACCGAGCAAGGGGAUGAUCAGCACGGCCUAUUUUAGCUCGUAAUUAAUUGACAUGACAUUAUUUUCGCUCCCGUGGUGUUUUCAGGAUCAAAUUACUAUGGCCUUGUUUGUUUUUUUUUAAACAAGGUGUGACGCAUCUGUGCUCUGCAGUGCUUCUAUGCACUUCCUGUCUAAAUAUAUGAACCUGAUGCUAUAAAGCACACAAAAAUCUCCAUGGAGGAUAUACAAACCUUCCCUUUGAUUAUUUAAUGUACAUCUCACUUAUUAGCCAUUUCCCCUCAUACCCAACAUAAAUACGCAAUGGUCUGUUUGUUAUUUAUAGGUCGCGGUGCACAUUUGCAUAUCCCCAUUUUGGAUUCAUUCCGGUGUCAGAAAGAUCUCUCCCCCCGUGUGCUUACUGCACCAGGAGAAUCCCGACAGCAAGUUGCACACUUUAAACACACAAACACGAUUUAUAAAACCCUGAAGCAUGAGUAGUGAAAAACAACCCUGCUAAAUAUUAUACAUAGAAAAAGCAGUCUAUCAUAGCGCUUUCCAUUUUGGAGCAGGCCCUGAUUUUAAUUACUAUACAUGGUGAAUUAGCUAAUGAAUAAUGAAUGGAUUCCUCACACUAAGUGCUCUGACUGCUAAUGCACUUGCAAUUCUCUCUCACUCUCACCCCCCCCUCACAUACACACACACACAAAAACACACAUAUCGCUAAUGUUGCUUUCUGAUUCUGUCUUUUUUUAGUCCCCCUCCCUCCUCUCUCCAAGUCUGAUUCACACACAAUUUCUUCCCCACAUCUGCUUUUUCUCACUCUCCCUGAGAUUUGAUUAGAUUUUUCUCUGUACGGAAUUAUUUAGUGAUGAGAGUACAGAAUGAGACGGGGACAGAGAAAGGCUCCGGGACAGAGGGGAGACAGAUAGCGGCUCUCAGGGGAGUGAAGAAGAGGAGGAGGAGGAGAAAGGUGCUUCGAGGAAAGAAAAAAAACAGAGGGUGAAAAAAGCUGAAGGAUUAAGGUGCAGUGGAGCCACAGACAUGUAGAGUGAGAUGGAGAGACACAAUGUACUUGGCGUGCAUAACUUCAAAUUCCAUGGUGCUUGGGGAAACAUCUACAAAUAUACAUCUACAAAUAUGGGAGAAUAUAAGUAAUACUGGAUUAUACAAGCAGAUGGCUGUAUAUUUUAUCCUGCUUGCCAGCUUGGGAGAGCAUGUAAAGGCUCUGCAUGGAUUUUUAUUCAUUUAUUUAUUUAUUUUUUGUAUAUGUUGCCCUUAUGUCGGCACUUUUCCUUUCUCUUCCUCCAUUUGCUCUAGUUUGCUUCCUCAGUGCCAACACAUGCAGGUUAGCUGAAGCAGAAGUGCCUCUAGGUGUGAGUGUGUUUGUCUGUCUAUACGUGUUAGUGCUGUGACAUACUGGUGACCUGUCUAGGGUGGUUCUCACCCAGUGCAUGAUGGGAUAGACACAACCCCCUAAGGCCCCAAAUGCAACAAGUACCCUAUAAAAGAUGGAUGAGUGGAUUUGCUGACAGUAUCACUAUACAUUAUGUCAUGUAUUCUCCAUUAUUCAAAGCUGCUAUGAUUUAUACAUCUAUGUAUCUUGCCCUAAAAACCAACCGUGCAAUUGCUGAUGAAAUUUGAGUAACACGUGUAUAAAAGAAAAAAAAAUCUAUUUUUCUAAAGGCAGAGUGAUCGCUGCACUUAUAUUUAUCAUGUGUCUUAAAACAAUACUCCAAAUGAAAGCUAAGCUCGCAUCACAUCUGCUGGUUAUACGAAUAAAUCACAGUUUUCUCACAAAUCCAUCAUGGCAGAAAAUCAAUGCUGUGUCUCUGCUUUGUUUUUCCUCACAGCUACUUUCUGGUACCUGUUUAAAAAAUAAAUACAUUUGACGAUUAUUAGAUAAAUAAUGUCCCUCUGUUGAUAAGGACAAUCUUUUUCUUAUCCUGCAACAUUUAAACAACUAAGUAAAUAAGUUUCUAAAAGAUCUUUACCUCAUAAAAGGGUACAUGGAAGCUCAAAUAAACCAGAUUGGAGAGGACUGCAUUAAAGGCACUGCAAGGAGUUUUUACCUAAUUUUAAAACAGUCUCACUCUUAAGCUGAUGUUCCCACAUCAUUUAAUAAGAUUAUCAACAACAAGACUGGCUGAUCCUUUCUACUAAAUUUUAGAGCUUGUCUUCAGGUCUAAGUUUCAUUAAACAAAAACCUAAGCCCAUAUUUGACUCUCACCUGAUGUUUACACUAAAAAAGAUGUAGCUCAAAGUUCAGUUCGUAAAGAUUAAAUUUAUCUGAUUCAGCUGAGUCCCCGUGCUUCAACCUCAGCCCCUAAAUAAUUGUCAUGUCUUUGACCAAAUGAAAUGCUGUAUUCCUCUAAAUAGACAGACAUCCAGUUUGAAAGCUUAAAAUCCAAGUACGUCCCAUAUUAGUAUUUUUUUUGACAAUUUAACAGAAAAUAAACUGCAGCUCUGCAACCACAAAACAUACAAAUAACCGUUUUCUUUUUUUUGUUGGCUUAAUAUUUGGCUAAAUAUUCAGACUUAAACUCACAAAUACACAUGGAAAAUCUUGGAGCAUCCUGGGAUGUCUCCACUCUUGAGAUUGAGCAACACUCCAUCUCAUGAGGUACAAAUUUAGCUGUUCAAAUUAAGCAUAUACAAUAAAUGAGUGCAGUUAAGGGCAUUCAUGCAUAUGCGCUGGGGGUUGCUCUGUAUUUUGUUUGGAAAAUUCCCAUUUUAACCGCAGUUUUAUCAUCAUAGUUUAUGUUACUGUUGGGCAUUUAUUGGCACACCAGAGCACAUAUUAUGACGAGUAACAUUAGUGUUACCAGUACAUCCAGUAAACCUACCACCAGUAAUAAAUCACAAAGUUUUGUUGAUGUUACAUUGCUGGAAGUAGCUACAAAUCAGUGCAUUACCUAAACAAACACUGUGGGCUCAUGGGAAAUGGAGUCUUCAUCCUUAAAAUUUCCACUGAAUCACCAGAAUCAAUACAAUAUGAAAAUUCCUCACAGUGCCUUUAAAAAGUAAGAACUUGUGAUGACACUGUAUUAAAUUAGCAGAAUUUGUUCUUUUCCAUUUUAAAUUAAGCUGCAAAAUUUUAGAGAUGAGUCAUUUUGUGAUUUCAGUACCUCAAAACAUAACACAACAGAGUGACUGAGUGCUCUGGUCCAAAUGUAGACACUCCUAUUACUUAUAGAGGUAUUAUUUCUGCCUAAUCAGAGAGGAUUUUUAUGAACUACUGUUGAAUACACAGCUUCAGCUUUUAGUCUUCACUCUUACCUCUUUAGAUGCUGCAGCUUUGUUGUUGUAGGUUGACCUCGCAUUAAAUAUAUGCGCUAUAUACAUGCAUGUUAUGUUGUUUAGCGCCAUAAAAACAUGAAGAAAAUGUCCAUAUUAAGCAUCACAAAGCUGCACUGGGGAUAUUACCUGCCUUAGCAGUGUAUUUAGCAUUAAACAGGCAUGAACAUAAUGUCCUCCUGGUCACAAAUGUGUUUCAGCUAGUAUUAGUCUGAAAGACAUAAUCGAUCCAUGAAACCAAAGGAGGAAUUUACAUAAUGUCUUACACAGCCCCCAUAUAUGGGCCAAGUUGAAUACAAUACAACACAAUGGCUGGUGUUAGCUUGGGGCAAAAAUAAAUGUGUAAUUUGUGUAAAAAUUCACAAAUAAUUGACCAUAUAAGUCGCACAUGCACAAACAUGGCUCAGGGUCAAAGACGCUCAGUGUUUGACUUGAACUAUCAUGUGUGAAAGGGGGGAAAACUCAAGCAACCUUGGAUGAACAAUAAGCGGCUGGACAGCUCUGCUUCAGGCUAAUCUGGACUAAAUAUAAACAGUGUCAAACAUGUAAAGAUAACCCGGGGUAAUGAUAACUUAAGAUUAAAGCCCAAGGUUAACAGGUUCAAGUGUGAAAACAAACAUGCACUGUAGCAUGAUGUAUGGAGCGUAGAGCAUUGGAUUUAAUGCAGAUUAAUAACCAAAGCAUGAUUCAAGAAGGUUAAAUUCAUGUCAGGGAUAAAAUAAGUGUCUUCAUUCUAUUUAAAUCCAGUGUUACCUUGCACUUGGAGUAUUUAUUUAUCAAGCUAAAGGCGAAGGUGGGCAUGAUUUGAAUGCUGGAGAGGAAAAGUAAAAUUUCUGAAAAUCCAAUAAACUAUUCCAGGAGAUACAACAGCUGAUGUUUAGAGAUGUGAUGGUACCUGGCAGGACAAAUAAGAGAGGGUUUGAAUAGUUGAGAUAAAAAAUAAAUGUUAGUAACCUUUCAUGGCAGCAGAGGGCGCUACUUUGUGCUCCUUACCCCUGCAGCAGAAUAAGUGCGUACGGACAUGGGGCAGAAGAUACGGACGAUGCAGUCAGGGAUGCACUACCAAGAUACCUGCUGAUCAUUGAGGCAUUUUCAUCCAUUUAACACGGUCAUCUGCUACCAGUAAACUAGUAAUAAAAAUAUCAGCAGCAUUUCCACACCUGCUCUGCAUGUAACAUAAAGAGAUUUAACAAUUAACUUAAUGACAAUAUACAAACUUUGGUCUCCUCCAGUGCAGCUAAAACACCACAUACUUGAUCUGUCUUGUAGCCUUUUUGAUUUAACGCCAUGUGUUCAUGCUUUGAGGGUAGUUUUGUUCAUGCCCUUUCAAAAUAAAAGCAUGUUUGAUAUCGAAACAGGGCUCCAAGUAACCUCAGCUCAAGAUAGUAAAACAGCUUAAUAAAAAAAUCAUAAAUCUGUUUAAUCCUCUCUAAAGCAUGAUCAAAAACGGAGCUACUUACACCUUUAUAAAAACAAUAUGGAUCAUAUCGUGACCCAAUCAUUGCAUAAAUCAUAGUGUCAUGACAUGUGUCUGCCCAAAUUAUCCCCCUGACUAUGGCGUGUGCAAUAAUUCUCCCUGUAUUAAAUUUUUAUGUUGCCAUCUUUCACAGUGGUGAAAUUGUUACUUGAACAUUUCUCAGGCAGCUGCUUGUUCAAUGUCACAGAGUAUUUUGUUCAGAGGUCACACUGGUUGGUGAUUUAUUGUGGUAUAACAAAAUAUUUCUGUUGUUGUCAUGUAUAAUAAUUUCCCUCUGAAGUGCUAAACCUCAAAAACACAAUGCACAAAAUGAAAAAUGAAACGAAAAUGAAAAACAACUACAACCAAGGACAAACAAGGACAAACCAACUGGGAAACACAUUUUUGAGGGGGAAACAACUUUUGGCACAACACCAAUCCUUAACAGCUUAUUAGCAUGCCAGCUGAGACUUCUCACCACGAACAAAUAAUGAAAGAAAAACAAGAUGGACUACCUACUGUAAGCUGUCAACACUGGAUGGAAGCAAUCAAUCAGGCAUCAGCGGUGAGAAAACGAACACGACCCCGAACCUCGCACAUCCACAGCUAGUCUGCUCGGCAGUUGGCAGAUAAUAAAACAUCCCCCAACACCAUCAUGAUAAGAGGUAAUGAUCAUUAUCAUCAACGCACAAUACAAAGUUAGAAAGGAUCAUCAUAUUUGUGUUGCAACAGUGCAACAAAUCCCAGGCCUGCUAAAUGACCUUGCACAAGCAGAACAACAAUAUGGCUCGCAGCGAUGUGAUCCAUGUGAUUUGUGAUCCUCUUGGUAGAUCCGAGCCUUUAUGAGAGACCGUGUUUACAGUGUACAUCCAUCUUUUUUACAAAAUUGUUGACUGCCACUUGAAUAAUUGCAUUUCCUCUGCUUUGAUUUCUGACUGAUUUUAAGACGGUCCCCCACAGAGUGCCAUGCAUUGGCUGCCGGAGUAUCAAAGCAGAUUAACAGAGAGGAAAGAAAAGAGAAGAGAGAGGAGAGGGGAGGGGAGGGAGGAAAAAAAAUCAAAAUCACACCGCUGAGAAAAUGUCUCUUCUACGCCUUUCAUUUAUCGAGUCCAAAUAUAUUUGAUGGUGGUUAUUUUUACACAGACCUUAAUCCUCUGCUCACCCUUCAUCGUGAGGUAGAUAAUUAUAGUAAUCUGGUCGAAAAGGAAUUUAAUUUCCUAGCUGUGAAUUGGUGCAGUGGGAUGGACUAGGUGCAUUAUGAACGGAAUGUAUAAUGUCCUACAUUAUCAACAGUUAGAUGACAACACAAAUACAACACGGUGCUUUGCACAGCACCCAAAUUUGCAAUUUCCAGAUUAGCCUUAAUGACACCAGAUGGGUAUGAGAUUGUUAAGUCAAGUUUGCUCUGCUUAAAGCUGUAGUUCUCAGCCUCACAGAGGUGGCUCUUUUGCAGCCUGGAUUGCCAUGGGGAAUUAAGCUUAAGCUCCAGAGGAAGUUACACACUAACCAGUGCAUAGAAGGUGUAAAUAAUGGUAGUAUCCACUCUGACUCAUGCAAUUAGUUUAUCAAGGGCCUUUCCCAACCUUGAGUUUGGCAGUGUGAUUGUCAGCCUCUUAGUUUUUCUUGGAAGACCAAGGUACUACAUUUGGAAGAGAGGAUGGAGCUGGAGAGGACUGAAGGGUUGGCGAACCCCAUGUUACCAAAGCUACGCCAGUGGCUGAUUCAUUAACUGCUAAAAAGACCGCUUAAUGAUCCUCUUUCACGAAGUAUGUGUUUGUAUAUGUGUGAAUAGCUGAGUUUCUUGUUUAACCAACUAAAGCCGGUAGAAGAGGUUGUAAAACAUGGUGGUACAAAGCUUAUGUGCAUGCCUCUGUAGUAGAAGAGGAGCUAGUGAACAACCCAAACUGGGAUUACAGUAACAACUUCACAUCAUAAAAGCAACCAUAACUUCUGCAGGAAAAUUCAACAAUUUAUCUGACUUCAACCCAGUGCCUGUCAUUAACAGAGACAUGAACAAAGCCAAUUCCAAAACCUGUUAAAACAAGAGUUGAUGGCUGCAGAUCAUCUAAACCUCAUCUUUGACUGAAAUUAAUACUGAGACAAGCUGCAGCUGUUUUCUGCAUGUUGACGAUGCUGCAAAUGUUUUCAGUGGGUGUCAUGUCAGGACUGCAGGCAGGCCUGUCUGGUGCCAAGACUCUCCAGCUACAUUGAGCCUCGCUGGACUAUGUGCAUAAUUGUUGAAAUGUGAAUGGUCUGCCCUGAAAAAUACAUUCUCUGAAUGGCAGCAUAUGUUGCUCCAAGUCUUGAAUAUUUUAUUCAUCACUGAUGGACACUAGCUCAUCCCCCUAUCAUUACAGAGAGGAGGAGACCCUGUCCAUGAUUCCUUAAAAGAACAUCAAAUUUGGAUUAUUCAGACCAUGCCACAGGUCACAGGUGUUUUUAAGUCAUCAUUAUUUGUAAUACGUUACAUGUUUAACCUUCAUUUUGGUGAUGCAGAUAAGAACUGUGCUCACAGCUGAUGGUUUUUGGUUAACUUGAGCCCAUGCAGUGAUUUCCACUACAGAGUCAUGACUGUUAGAAAUGCAGUGCUGCUUCACAGCCCUAAAAUCACAGCCACGCUGUAUUAGUUGUCAUCAUUUAAUGAUAUUAUGCACCGCAGGUGUGGAAAGUAUGAAUAUUUUUGUUAUAUUAGAUCAAGGGACAUUUUUCUGAUUGCUGAACUUUUUGCUCACAGUCUCUCAUGGAGUUGAUACACUUCAGAGAGAUUCAGCCCCUCUAAAAUCUUCUUUUAAAACCCAACGUUAAGAAUGGCGGUUCUCCUGUAAAUUAAUUUUAUUUUUGGCCUAUUUUUGGAGAUUGAGUGACUUUCAAGCUAGCCUCAAGUGGCGACUCUGGAAACUGCAGCAGCUUUUUGCAUUAUUACAGUCUCUACAUUUCUUCGCGGUUGAGGUUUUAUUUGAAUUAUUGAAGGAACAAAGCUACACCCUAACAGAAUCCACACAUGCUUGUUGACAGUUUUUCUAAAGAACUAUUCUGUGUAGAAGAAAAGCCAAAUGACAGUACCAUAAUGUUAGGCAAAGUCUGGCUAUUCAAAACUUCCUAAAUGGUACCUUACUAAGAUCUCCUCAUUUUAUAACUUGGCAGGGAUGUACUUAAAGCAAAAAUGUUGAGAGGCAUUCAUUGUUCCUUCUGUUCAAAUUAAAGGACUAGGUGAAGAGACUGCCGUACAAGUAGGACACCCUAAUGGCUCUCUCCUUACACCUCCCUCAUAUAAAAAUCUACUCCUACUUCUGGAGGCUUUGUGUCUUAUGCUGAGCUUUUCUUUUGAAGAUAUUCUAAGUAGGAGACAUAUAAGAGCCUCUCAUUGUAGGCACACAGGACACAGCUUGUAAUAUGCACGCUGCUCUUGUCCUGCCCUUGAGCAAGUCAGUGAUUCCCCACUGACUCACUGCAGCGCUCAGGGGACGCUCUGUGUGAAGAUGACCCUUCACUCUGACCUCCCUGGAGGGAGCAAAGUGAAAAGAGACUUUCACUGCAGGGAUCAAUAGGAGUAUCAUACCGUUAUCACUUUAUUCAAGUCACUUAAGCGAUUUAGGAAAGAAGGGUUCAGCCUGCAUUUAAUCCUUAGGCUAGAUAUGCAGCUUGCUAUUGUAUGUAAUUCUUUAUGUGUGUGUAGCUACUGCGGGAUUAAAAAUAAUCCUAAUGGGAAUAUAUCUGUGUUCAUUUGAUAGUUAAAGCUGUAAUUAACAGUCCCACCUAAGACCUUAUAGUGCCGCAAAGUGUUUAUGUUUUAUAAGUUGCACAAUAUUAAGGAGUCUGUGUGCUUAUGCUCUAUUUACUAGGCAUAAUGGCAUUUUAAUUCAUCUUAGUGCAUUGUAUGUCUUGAGUGCAAUAUUUUAUGCUUUUUGUUGAUGUUUGCAUAAAGGCAAUUACGCAUUAAACAACCUACUUAAAUUCUCACAGGUGCACACUUAUGGAAGCAUAAUGAGAUGAUUGGAUGCUCUGUGCUUUUUAGACUGUACAGACUAAUUCAUAUGGUGUGGGCCAUUAACCAUACCGAGGCUGUUUUCACACAGCUUUCAUCCUUUUUUCAGGUAGCAUUUUCAAGACUCCAAACAAGAUUAUGAGCGCUGGAGCCUGGCCUCUUAGUCGAUACACAUCUGAACUCAAGCUGGCAUCUCAGGCUUUGUAAUCCAUCAUUGUUGCAUCGAGACAGUGGAGUCCACUUUUAAAUUAAAGGAGCUCACUGUAACAUACAGUCUUAAUGCAAACAGAGAGGGAGUGGUCAAGCUGCCGCUCCAGCUCUGCCAAGGACAGUCAGGGGGAGUAUCUCGAUUUGCUUUAUUCAAUAGACUUCUGCAUAAAGCUUAUGCUGCUUAAAGCCUGGGACUCGACAAGCAAUAGUAAGCCAGACAUUAAAAGCACCAGCUGGAAAACACAUGAACAAGCACGGCCUUACUUAUGGCGCACAAAGAGUCCAAAAGAAAGAGCUAAUGGCUGGCCCACGCUGAAAUGAAAAUUAAAAUCUUAAAAGAUUCUGAAAAUACGAGAGACCCGACAUAUGAUUACAAAUAACGGCAGAUUGAACAGUUUUGCUCUCAUAUUAAGUUUGGAGUGCAGCAAUAUGACCAACACACUUCACACACCAACAGAUUUCAUUUACAAACACUCUCUAAAGUGGAAAUCUCAGAAAAUCUCUCACCAGCAAACGCGACAGUACACUAAACAAACAUGGCAAAUGUUGGGAUGGUAGUUCAGCUGAACUUUGUUAGAUGCUCACUUAUCUGAUACCAGACAUUUCACUUCAGCUUUAGUCUAAGUCAUUUUAAGACAACUGUGGUUUAUUUUGGUUAUAUUCAAGUCCUCUUCCUUGCAUAGUUUUGGUCUGUGACACUCUUAUAUAUACUAUACCCACACCUUGUCAUAUAAAAAAUAAAUGCUAAAAAGAUAUUACGCAGAAUGCAAUGAGUCACAUCAACAACAUUUGUCCCCACGGAUCUAAAUUUAACUGAAUUAGGCCAGUGUUUGUGAAUGAGUCAGGGUCUGUACGUUAGUUGUACAAAAUGAUAAAUCAUUUCUUAAACACGUAGGUUGAUGUUUACCAUAAGGUAGCUCAACACCGUUGAAUUUACAGCUUGCUAAUCGCUACAGAUGUCAUGUUGAGUUGUGCCGCCUUGUCAGAAAUGUUACCAUGGCAGAAAAAUCAACAGCAGACACCCGUUUCUGAGAGUGGAGAACUUGGGAUUUGGAGAGUUCACCGUAUUUAUGUCUUCAAAUCAUUAUACAUCAUUUUUAUUUACCACUGCAGGCUGUUUUGACUUCAGGUGUCUGUUCAAAUUUGUAGUGUUUUUUUUUCUUCUCCCAUCUUCUACUCAAAAGGAGGCCCAUCCUCAUCGGGAACAUUACACUCAGUCUAGUGUUUGGUAGUAAUGUAAGAAAAACGUGUCCACGGGUCAUUUCUUUUCUUCUUCCUGAGCACACAAGCUGCUGGUUGUACUUAUCACGCUCACUUUUUGUUAGACUUAAAAAAGAAAAAGAAAAAAGAUCAUUGUGGCUUCCUAUCAAGUACUUCUCACUGGGCAGAAACCAUCUAAUAACAAUUAGAAAGGUGCAUGAAGGCGGUGAGAAUUUGUACCUGUGCACUUGUUGCAGAUAAAUGGUUGUAAUUUUGUAAUUUUGUGCGCCCGAACAACAGGGGUGAUUUUUUGUCCUGUUAUUUAUCAGGUUAUUGAGCAAAGAUUGCACCAUACUUUUCACAGUCAGUGUGAUUGUGACAAAUGAAGUUAGUCCUUAGUUUCUAAAGCCAGUCUUUCUAUCCAAUGUAUUCAUGCCCUCCAUUCUACAGUCAACUUGUGUUCAUUCAGGCUACUGCACAGGUUCACCAUAGUCUGUAUAAUGCCUGAAUGUAGCAUCAGGGAAGUCAAAGAUUUGUUUCUGAAGUCAAUUUUGAAGCCUAAAGAAGACUCAACCUAUAGCUAUAGUGUUCCUGCCUGUCAGUCAAGUCAGCCAUCCCUCUGAUUUGCUGAUCUUGUGAGCUGAACAACUUCAGUAUCAACACUUUAUAACAAAAUUCGCUCCCCGUACCUUGGGUGCCAUGGGGCUUUACUGUGUUUACUUUUGCUUUUUUGGCUUAGCAUGUGUAUGUUGUUUCUGUUGCUUCUGGGAAACUGAACUUUUUAAUACCUCAGUAUUGACUUUUUUUCUCAACUCCAGAGGUUGCCGCAUGUGUUUCGCAUGACAUACUUCACCCAACAGGAUACCUGAUGGUACACAUUGAACAUGUUUAAUAUUUACAAUUCCAAAUCAGCGUGGCUCUAAUCCUCUCCCGAGCAGAUUAGGGGAAGUAAAAUCACUCGUACACACCUUACAGCCCAGGGAAAUCUGACAAGUUAAUCUUUGGAACAAUCAGAUAAUCGGGUCUUUGCUGACUUUUGUUGGAUAGAGGGAAUCGGGCUCAAAAUCAGACUGAUUAUGCAGUGGUUUGUACCCCACCUAAAGAGAGAGCUGCGAUAAUGGCUUUCAUAUUUUUGGAAAAGUAAGCCACCAGUUUUAGCUUGUGAGAACACUGUGGCGAGACUGCAGAUUGGCAGGUAAACCAUCAAAUAAUUUCAUUCACUCCAGAUUAAAUGAUUGGCAGAGUUAUUUCAGACUUUCAACAGCUACAGAGUGCAGAUUCCUUCCUUUUGUUGUCAGAGGAUUUGAUGAAUUAGCUGCUGUCAGAGGAGAAUUUCUCAAAAUUUAACAAACAAAUGGAGAAAAUUAAUUGCUCAACAUACUGCUUUGACAAACCAAAGCAGCUGCAUGCAUUUAGCAGCUGCAGGACUUUCCCCCCCUAUUUUCAGAUUGGAAGAAAAGGUAAGAAUAAUAUUUAGUGACCAGUCUUGCUGUAUUUGUUUGGAUGUAUUGAUUUGUUAGGUUUGUGGGUGUGUUGACGUUUUUCUCAUACCUCUGCUGCACCUUCUGCUAGAGUAAAAAUACAUUUUUCAAAAGCCAAAAGAACAACUUUCCAAAGUUUGAAAGAUCUCCAGUGCUGUAUGGAGCCUAAGCUGUUUGCAGGAAUGAACAAUCACCUGUUUCUACAAGACAAGAACAUAUGUCCUGCCACAACAUAUACCUUAAUACUGAGCAUUUUCUAACAUGUGAUCUGUUUUGACACUAAUCUUCAGUACAUUCACCGUCUGUGAGCACGAGCUCUGCACAUAUGUGUUAAUGACUUCGUGAUAGUCUUCGGGCAGAAUCCAGAGGAAGGAUUUCCAGUGAGAGGCAGAGGCACACUGGUGGGCAGCAAUCUUAAACAAAAGAACAAAAGACUGCGCCACGUAUGGUGCCAUCUGUUGUCAGUAUCCCGUCACCCCAAUGUGAACACAAAAGCUCCAGAGAGAACCGCCUCCAACUUCCUCUAUUCAGUCAAUUUGCAAACUAGAAUGGCCAGGAUUCAUUGGCAAAUAGCUGUGACUGAACAGGGGACACUCCAGUGAACUAAUCCCUUCGAGCACUCUGCAUUUUGCAGGGAGGGCAACCUGCCAAGACUGGCCAUUGAAGCUACAUAGCUAUUGUGUCAGUUUUAAUGCAGCACUGUUGUCUUUCUCUGCACCAACAAUGACUGACAGUAUUUCGGCCUUUUGGAGGUAUUACCAACACGCCAAUGAGAGGCUGCAGGAGGACAGGAAUCUAAAUGCUUCCUGCAAAUUGCAAACUUAAGUAGUGUUCAUCCCCGGUCAUGAAAAUGUGAAAUUUACUUGUUCUAUCAUUAAAACACGACUCUUUGGCCCACUUUCUACUGCUCGAGAACCUGAAAGAAAACGCUUUUAAUAUGUUAACACAUUUGAAAAGUGCCAAGUCCCACUGAUGAGGCAUAAAAUAUAACAAGGGCAUCGCUUGGAUGAGGGACCCUUUCCUUUUUUUUUUUUACUUUAAUAAUUCAUCUUUCAAACAAGAUGAGUGUCACAAGUUCAUUCAGAAUCAUUUAGCAGUGAAACAUUGAUGCACAGCAGCUUCUUCACCUACUUCACCCACUGCACACAUCCUCAGCUAUAGCGGUGAUCUGUUUACCGAGUGUAGGAAGGGAGCGUAUGGGGUCUGUGUAACUCAUUAUUCUGCCACUGCUGCUGGUUGUGUGUACUCACCUACAUAAGCCCUGCCUGCCACCUGCUUUUUUUUCCCUGCGAUGAAUUUGCUUCACAGUUUUCAAAUCUCCUAAACAGAAAGGUUUUUGCAGUGACAGUAUUAGUCACUAUCUGUGUAACCAAUUACUAAGAUGCAAACAGACCUCACUGUGCUGGGCUCGCUCUCAGUGCAACUAGUCUCCACUCUGCCGCGGCAACCUGCAACACAGGACUGGCCAAUCCUGCAGAUCUCUUUUUAGGAAACGCAGUCAUAGGAGCAGAUUGGAGAGCUACACAAGUGACACGAAUGCUAAGAGCGCCCUCGCAUUCAGUUAGUCUGCCACCCAGGGCAUCCUGUCUUAAUCCCUUUGCAGAGAGCAGACAGAGCCUUGGCAGAGCAGAGUGCAUUUGAACAUGGAGGUCCCUGCAGAUUAUUUAGCCCAUGCAAUUAUCAUAAUGGAAGCAGCAUAAGGUAAUACGUGAAUAGGAAUUGAAUUAUCACUUGAAAGGUGUCUCCUUACCCUCCGCUCUCCCUCUCUCAGGUAUUGGCACAAGAUAGCAACCUUCCUCUACUUACCUUGAGAUUAAAGCACAUGAAAUAGCAUGCAGGAACUCUGCGCUUCUAUAAUAUGAUAAUGUUUAACACCAUAACACAAGAGGUGAUACAAGCGCAAUUCCUUGAAAAACGGAUGCACCCCGGUAUCCUUGUUUGACACUUACUAAACCUACUUGACAUGCUAAAAAACAAAUCCCAGUGCGCACAGACAUUAAAAACAAACACACUGCAAAGGAAGGUGUAGGCAAUGAGCUGCGCUGGUUUUUAUUUAGCAAUCUCUUCUAUAUAAACCUUUACUUGGGAAUUUUUUACUACCCUGUUGGGGACUUUUUAACCACUCUCAAUUCAGAGCGAAUGUGAUGGCCAUUAAAUAGACAAAAGCAAACAAAAUCAAGGCGCCACAAUUGAAUAGUCAAGAUUCAAAUCAUCCUAAGGGUUAAAAUGGUCAGAUGGCUGAUAAUAUCAUCACAUUUCUUAUCAGAAAAUAGGAACUGAUUAAAAGUAAUGCCUUUUGUACCACUUUCAGACAUCACAUCGAAGCUUACUGCCUGAUUGCAAAUGAAAAUGUGUCUAUAGGUUUUUGUCCCCGCAGUGGUUGUCUGUCUGAUCAUAACUCCAGAUGGCAGUUUGAUUGCUCUCAAUUUUGCUUCUCUUUUUAAUUCAAUCUCGUUUCCAUCCAGGCUGGAGAAAAUGAGCCUGGUCAUCUAAAAUUGUGAUGAUUUUCAAUAAUAUGAUCGUACCAUCUGGGAGUGCGGCUCCCCUGCAGGGACAGCAGAGGUUAAGCUCAGGUCAGAGGGUCAACUGUACCGCUUCUUUUCUCAUGGCUCAUAAAGAAGAGAGCUAGAUUGGUGUCAGUCCUCUUGUGGUUGUCAAAGAAAUUCAGGCUUUGUUAUUCAGCUUGCCAUGAACCCACAUUUUAUCCUCAAACUCAGCAGAAUGAAUGAAUACCUGAGUAAUAAAUUGGCAGAUUUAUUCUAAAAUCAUGUGUACGAUACACCUUGACACCUUUUUUGUCAUUUCAAAAAGUGAUCUGCACCAAUAUACCGGCGUAAAUGCAGAGCAAGGUCACAGUAUUGUGUCACAGUAUUUCAUACAGAAUAUGGAGCUUGAAGAAGAAUGUGCCUGUUUUAAUGUGAAAAGCUUGACAGAUGCAUAGCAAGGAAAAACACACUAAUGAGACAAUUUUUCAACACUGCUGACCCUCAUAAGUUCAUAAUCAUGCAUUCAAAGAAAAUAGCAGUAAAAGCAAGUCUCAGCUAAUUAGUAGGCAAUAGAUCUGUGCAGACCUUACUACAAUCAAAGCUAACAAGAUGAGCUCAAGUACUGCAGGGAUAGAGUGUAGGGUGGUCAUGGAACAAGCGAGAGCUACACAUCUGCAUAAAAACUGCACAUUGCUGAAUGUAAUAGAGGCCUUAGAGCAGGUAGACAGUUCAAACCUUCUCCCCGAAAAUCAGGCUGCAGGAAAGAAAAAGUUUAUAAUUUUUCUUUAUUUCUGAGCCAUUUACCUUUGCUGAGCUUUAAACCUUUAGACAACAAACUGCAGUGCCAACCCUAAACUUAAUCAAUACUUUCUAAAAUGAUAAUUAAAUAAAAUGACUCUGGAUGAAAAUGGAUGGUCAUGUGGGACAGAAAUCACGGAGUAUUUAUUACCAACUCUGCAGUUCAAUGAAGCAUUUUUAGCCUGUUUAAGCUCAUUGUUUAAAAUUUUAUAGCCAGCACACAGUGUCAGCUCUACGGCAGGGUCAAUACUAUCAGUCAGCUUGUUUUUGUGCCCCCUAGUGUCCACAAAUCAAUAAAUGUGGCUUUAAAACCAAAAGGACCCAAAGGAGCUAUUAUAUGAAGCAUUCAGAAAAAUCCAAUUACAUUGUUCUAGCACAAUGUUGUAUUGAACGAGCCAGAAUGACUCACAAUUGCAUAAAAUGUAGUAUAUGUAAACACAUUCAGGCUCAUGUGAAUAAGUGUCCCUUCAGUCAUCAUGGCAUUAUGUACCCUAUAGCUGAGAUCCAUUCCACCUUAACAUUGGCGCCCUUGGCAGCCAUCCACUCAUGAAGCCCUUUAUCUCCACAGAGAUGGGAGCAAACACUCCAGCGUAGCAUGACCUCGCUUCAACGUUUGUUUUUUCCCCCCCUGCAGCCGCCUUUCGACGUGGCUUGAUAGAACGUUUCAUGGGUUGUAUCUCCUGCCCAAUCAGGACGAUGUUACCCUCCAUCCACUGAAAAUGAAAAAUGGCGGUUUCACGCUGUUUUAUUCCAGUCAUUUUGCCAGGAUGCCCAUAUCACUUUCAUAUUACCUUGAAGAUGAAAUAUUGUUGCUGUCGUCAGUUGAACCUGAACGAUCACAUGGAAGACACAGAAAUUAUAUAAAUUAUGUUUCAUUCAGGGGUAGAAUAAUGUUUCCACCAUUUUUCUUUGGGUUUCCCAGGAUGUCAAGUAAUAUCCCGCUCAGAGCGUCGCUAAAGAAAUAAACACAAAGAGGAUGGUGUGCAUCAUCUCUUCUGUUUUGUGACCUACACUCCAGAGCACUGCAGCAGUGGCCUGUCAUUCUUCCCACAGAGGAGAGCAGAGCGAAGAGAGGCCACGCUGCCAACACACCUUGUUUGAAACGCUCACUAAAUGUGACUACUGCCAAAAGCCUUUUGUUUCAAAGCAUCUUUUUUACAGCUGCGCUCCCAACCGAACCACAUGAUUAAGUCAAGGCGCAUGAGAAAUCAUCUUAGGUGUUGACAACGAGAGGAAGAGACUUAGGGGAUCAUAGAAGCACCCCCAACAUGUCAAAAUACUGUACCAGGCUGCAACUGAGUGUUUUUCUUUCAUUAUUGAUUAAUCUGAUAACCUGUGUUACAGCUGAUUGAUUUAUCUGUCAGCCUGUCAUAGGUACAGUAUGUAGGAUCUAACAGCAUUCUGCAGAACAGGGUUACAAUGCAGUAUUUAUGAGUAUGUUUAACUUCCCUUUCACAUGAAAUGGUUUUGUUUUGGGGAUGAGCUUUUUAUAUCUACAAAAGGAGUGGGUCCCCAUCCAAAGGACCACCUACAAACUAGUAGGUCAAAUUAGUGGUAAAAACUUGACUGCUUAAGAAUCAUACUUGUGACAUCUUGUCCUCAAAAGCCACUGUUACGGACACUGGGGGUGAGUGAGGGAGUGUAUAAACUGUAGACUGUGUAUAAAACAUGGGCCUAGUCUCAGCGCCCUCACCCAGUUAUUUCUUAAGCAGAGUUAUGACACUGAUAGACAGUGGAAGCCAUAUUAGAAAUGCUGACUCAAGCUAGCUUGACCCAACAAGGGGCAAAGAUGUUGAGCUGAGGCAGACGUUUAGUCUCCUCGCUAACAGCUACAGUGUUCCUGCCUGUCAGACAAAUCACUCAUGCUGCUUAUUAUGAAAAAUCUAUAACCUUAAUCUAAGGUGACCAUAUUCUGACUUCCCAAAAAAGACGACACGACUAUGUGGGGGCGGAGUCAAGGAGUUGCAUGAAGUCAAUUUUGAGAGUUUUUGGGGUCAGAUCGACUCAGUAACACAGUAAGUCCAUGUGACUCAAAAUCUAAAGUACAAAACCGCGGACAUCUGAAGGAUUUUAUAACCUUCCUCAGACAAAGCUGGACAGACCUGGACAGCCCCCAAAAAAGAGGACAUGUCCGGGUAAAAGAGGACUUAUAAUCACCCUACUUAAUAUCUACAGAACUAUUGAGCUACAGAAAUCAAUGUUGUUUUUACAGCAGGCUGUGAGCAUGUUCAUUUUGACGUCAUGAUGGCCUUAUUGAAACAGCCUUAUUGAAUUGUAUAUGCGGCUCCCAGGUCUUCUGAAACCAGCCUCAAGUGGACAGUCGAUGAACUGCAGUUUUCAGCACUGCAACAUUAGCGUCAUUUAUCAGGACUGGAAGUGUCUGCCUGGUUUCACUCUAAUCAUAGAAUCUGCCGGCUUUGAUUGCUUAAGAUUCGCAUUUCCACACAUAUGACUUUUAAAUACAAAAAGAAAAAGAAAAAAAAAAUCAAUAAAAAAGCUUUGCCCAGAGUUUCCAAGAGCCCAGCAUUACAUCUAAAACUGAUCCUUUUGUUCAAAGAUUCUUCAAUGUCAAAUGCCGAGAAUGUCAAGCAUGAAAUUUUAACAUUUAAGACCCUUGAAAACAGUGUCCAAGACCAACUCUGCGUAAAUAGUAAAAUGCAUGAUGGAUUUUUAAAAUAGUUGGUGAUCAUUUAUCUUAUCCUGCAGCUGCAUGUUUCAUCUUUAAUACCAAGCAUUAUCAUGCACACAGCCUCAAGAGUCUGAACGGCCUCAACCUAGAUACAGGCAUGAAAACAGUUUAAAAUUGGCUGCAGCAGCAAGCCUGUGACAAUACUAGAAUAAUAUCGUCUGGACAGCACACACUCCCAAAGAAUACAGACAAUGUUAAAGAAAAUACACUUUAUUUUAGCUGUUCUGAGGCUCAUGCGGUCAACGAAAAGGCCAUCAUUCCUGUUCCCGUUAAAAGAAUAGACUUGGCUGAUAAGUCAGCAGUACCCAACAGCCACCAAGAUUUAUUUCCCUCACACCAGCACUAUGCGCACUCAGGCCAAGAUGGGGGAGGGGGGAAUUGCCUUUUUGUUUUUUUCAGGUGGAGCAGAGCUGGAGAGUGAGGCGCUCACGGUCUGCAUGUCAGAAUGAGACAGCAGCAGUGGUGGCCUCUGGUUAUGAUGUGCCCGAGUUCAAGAUUUGAACACCGCCACCCCCGAUACCCCUGGAGACACACGCUAACAAGCACGCAAACACGCUCACUCAGUGGAACAAAGAGGUUGAAUUUCUUAAGUGUUGUAUUUAAAGACUUCUUUCUUCUUCUAAACGAUACAACACAAAAAAUAGGAGGUCACAUUCACACUCUUGACAAAGAAGUGAUUAUACUGCAGAUGUGUACAUACAUGUAGAUGUGUAAUAAGAAAUGAACAGCAGUAGCAGCCUGACAACAAUCUGUGCAUGAAUGUGCAGUUUUUAAUAAAGCACACUUUGUAUUGUGCUCUCACUGUACUGCAACAGUGCUGUUUAAUUGAAUUGAUUAUUUCCUUCAUCUUCGUAAUUAUACUGCAGCAUGAAAGUUCAUUCAUCCUGCUGGGCUUCAAAUAACAAUUUCCUCAAAGCAAGGCAGUUUAUUAGUAUGAAAAAUUAAACAUUUUAUAUGUUUUUUCAAUCUGCUGCAUUUGAUCUGCUAAGGCGCUUUAUUUCUUUUAUGCCUGUUAAUAACAGCUUUGUCAUUAUGGCUUUUGUUUGUUUGUUUUAAGUGACUAAUUGUAUCACAGUAUUUUUCACAAAUGAUGCCCCCUGUGGGGUCCAGACUGAAGCGUUUAAACACCCUUUUAGGUGUGAUUGGCACAGCCUGAAGAACUAGCAGUGAUAUUUCGGGGUCAAAGGGAGGUCAAAUUUUGACAGUCUUUCUUUUGGAGUUUAACAAUCUUCAAAAACUAAAUGUUUGUAUAUCUUUGUAUGUUUAGAUUUUAGGGGCUUAUCUCUUGUCAAUGAUCAUAGUAAUGUCUACCGAUUGUUUCUGUCAACCAAAGUCCGUGAAGGUUAUAAACUGUGUGCACAAGAUAGCAACUUGUAUGCAAAAGAAAAUUACUUGGGCAUCCAACAACAUAAUCUUGCAUAACCAAGUUUUAAUCUUCGGGAGAAAGUUAUCUCAAAUGCAUGUGCUACACAUGUUUAAAUUGCGCACACAAGUUAUUAUCAUGCAGGAAGCAGACACUAUCCUGUGUGAACUAGUAAUUAUAUUGUAUGAACAAUAAAAUUAUCACCUCAUCUUCUGGAAACAAGUUCAUAUUUUUUAAGAAAAAUGAGUUUAUGGGUACGAGAUAUUCUCUUGUGGAAACACAUUAAUUAUGUUGUGCACACAAGUUUUUAUCUUACAAGUUAUUACCUUGUGUGCAAAAGCUAAUUUGUGUGAAAAGGUUGAUUAGCCAUGUGCACAGUGUAAUUUCAUGCAGAAAUGAUCUGAAUUCUUUAGUGCAUAAAAUAAACUAUUGUCCUUUUUGGACCUUCAGGGGCACCAUAGUAUGUCGCACAUCAGAGAUGUAUAGCUCAACAUUAAAAAGAUAUCCCUCUUUUACGUGAUUAAUUUUUGGUACCCUAAAAUAUAAGUUUCAGUUUUAUAUUGUAUGAAGAAAAUUCUACAUAGUCUCCUGUGAGAGGCUGGGAUCUGGUAAUGUUCUGAAUUGUAACCCGAGAAACCCAGUCCAAUGACUUACUAAGAGUUUAAACCCUCUUUUGAUUUUGUUAAAAACAGUUUAUCUAAAAAAAACUUGUCUUCGCUCUGGCAUUUUCUAUCCUUUCCGGGUCUUUAAUCCCAUUUAAAACCAACAAAUGACUCAAUCCUACCAGCAUGUCUGCGUAGCCUUAGCAGCAUAUUCAAUAGCAGAAUAAUAAAUAGGCCAGAGUGCUGCUCUUGGUUACAUGUAACUGCACUAAUGAAAAUAUGUUUAUUUUGACUCAGUUUUAGGUACUGAUGGGUUCAGGCCAAAAAUAGCCCCAAACGAAUGCACUAUUUAUUCCUGUUUGAGUAAGUCACAGUUCACAGCUGUCUUCCUGAUAAUAUUGAGCUAUUUUAACGAAAAGGGAUGAUUCAUUGGUGAUCUGUUUUUAAAAUUAUGUAUUCCAUACCAGCAAACUGUUCAAGUGCCACAGAAACCGCACUGAAAUCCACUAAAUUAUCAAAGUUUUUUGUGUAAAACACUGAUAACCAACCGGCUUUAUCCUUUAAAAUAUGUCCUAACAUUACUCUGUAAAUUGAGAGGUAUGAUUUAUCAUCUAUUAUUCACACUGUGGAUGUUUGUACACUCAUUAACACCAUGUAUUUAAGUCUUAAUGUCACACACUGUUACAAAAAAACCUGCUAUCCAUCUGUGUCUCUGAGGUAUGUUGUCUGUUAGUCUUGUAAGACCCAGAUGGCCUGUGAGGUUACAACAGCAGCACAAACGAGGUAAAAAAAAACAAGACCUGCAACAAACGUAUGCAAAUGUAAUGAAUCAGUAAUGUGCUUUACUGAAUUAGCAACAUCACAUUCAGUUCAUCAGACAGCCCUUUAAGUGGCCACAGGCUUUCUUUGUCGAUUGCUAUGACAAGCUUGCCAAAUUUCAUAUCAGCCACUCUAUCAAUUUCACACUUAGGAGAUGAACAGCAAAUGGCUGCGAUCGGUCUCUUUUAACAAAUAUGUGACUUUUGUGAAGAGGCUUUUUCAAACCUUUGAGUAAUCCAAAAAAAAAAAAAAACCCUGACAUAAAUAUUCAUUUUUUAAAUGUUCUUCCCAGUGACUUGGGAGUAAACAGCUUUCAGUCACAUUUGAAGCAGCACAGCUUUCAAAACAUGAAACAUUUUCAGAAAAUCUGGAAGACGAGUUGCACCAGAGGGGUCUAAAAGUUAAAACUGUCUUUUUGCACUGAGAUACCCGCUGCUUACAACAAAGUCCACAUUUUGUAGUUUCUGUGCAACCGUGUAGCACAAACAUCUGUUUCUGCUACUUUGAGUUUGCAAUCAUUUCAUCUUCAUGUAAGUAGUUGAGCUCAUCUUACAGGACUAUAAACUGUACUUACAUGUGCAGUGUCUCAGCAAUUAAAAUCAUUUCAAUAAGAGAAUCAAACUUCACUGUAUACAUGGAUGGUAAAGUUGUGAUUUAGAUCACUUUUUCUUUACUCCCUGUAUUAUUAUUUUUAAUCCUUGCAAUGGCAAAAACAGAAACUUGUACAUAGCAUGAAGCUAACGUGCUGUGAGGAUAGUUGACCCCAAUCUCACCACAAGAGUUAAGAUGUGUUAGUGUUAAUAUAAACCGCCCCUCUGACAUCUGUAACAUCAGUAGUGUGCAUGUGAGUGUGUGAACAUGCUGUAGCAAGAGGUGUUGACAUGGAGCACUAACACAAACGUCUAACUAUAAAACUAUAGUGUGAUGCUGGUCUGGUGUGGGAUCAGUGAGAGUGAGUAAAGCAACAGGAAGCCAGCUUAUAGAGCAGGUGUGGCACACUGGGCUGACUGAGUCCUUGCAAUCAGUCAAACCAGCACUGAUCUACCUUAGGAAAAACUGAAGAGUCAAACCAGCCCAUCACCAGGUUUAUUUAUGUACUUCCAAUUUCUUUACAUGUGUAAAAAAGAGCUGAUAAGGAAAAAAGGUGUCGGUCACCACCCUGGUCUGUGUUGCCAUAUACGCUAGCAUGCUCAACACAGAUAAGCAGCUGCUUGUUCUGCAAUGAAAGGGAGCAAAUAUCUCCUGCUAUGUCAUGUGCAGUGACGAUAGCAGCUACAGUGGCAGUGCAUCUUCUGGGUAAGAUACCACUCUGAAUUUUGUAGUGAUUGCAAUGGUCUAUGACACAGACUACUUUUGUUUAAAGUGUAUUUAAAGUGUGUCUUAUGCAGCAACUGUGGUACUAUCAGCAUGGUUAUUACUAUUAUGCCUCUAAGUGUGAAUAUUUGGUUACAUAUUUAUUUAUUUCAAUUAGACUGGAAGACUACAAAACAGUUGAACUUCAUUUUCGUGACUCCUGGGGGAAACGCCAAAUGUGCCAACAAGCUAAGACUAACACUAAAAUCAAACGAUGACUGCAAAAACGUUGUUCAAUAAUGCAUUAUUUCUCAUUUCGUUUCAACCUCGCUGAUGUAUUAUCUCCUUCAGUUUGACUUGUUUGGAGCAGUGUUAGUACACUGCUCAUAAUUAUACAAUGAGAUUAUCAAACACCGUUUCUCUGUGUUUUCAGAGGUGAUAAAAAGUGUCUUGAUUGAUAAAUUCGCAGUAAUUCGGGACUUUGUUCUGCAGUCUGCCAAGUUCCUUCUACGGUGGGUGUGUGUGUGUGUGAGGAUGUCCAAACUGAAACAUUUUGCUAGCUGAAGUAGAAAGUCUUUGCUUGUGCUGCACAACAUCGACACGACUCUAAUCUUCUGACAUUGUAAGUUAAGUGCUCUGAAACACUCUGCUUUAUACUUGAUUGAGACAUAUGUUACCACAGCACUUCUUCAACAAACUCAUUAUAACAAACGAAUUUGGCAAAUCACAGUGGUGUCAGAUGUAAUGCUGGUGGCUGCUGGUGCAGAAGCAGGAGAAAAAAAAAACAUAAUGGUGCGAGUGUUUUUAUGUUGCUGGCAGGAUUUUAGAUGUAAGCAGCUACCACUUGCAGCGGCUAUGAAUACAUGUGGAGAGUGCCUGGAUUGAAUUAAUCCAUGCAGUGUUGCAUCAACAAAGAGAGAAAGGAUGUUUAAUGCUAUUUUUUUUUUUUUUUUUGAAAACAUGUGCCAACUCUUCGUGCAAUGAGAUAAAAUGUAUUCAGAUUUUUUUAUGGAAAAUGCAUGCGGCCAAAGCUAACAGCUCUAAAUGGUACACCUACAGUAUACACUCAUUAAAGAAUUACCUCCUCAAGGAUACAAGUGGAAAUGUACACAGUGGUGUUUUACCAACAGCUGAUAAUCUCUAUUAGUGUGUUUUUCAAGUCCGAAAAUGACAUCUUUUAGGCCACAGCACAGAGUUGCUGCAAUUCUAUCCUGGCAAAAUAAGCCCCUGCCAGUGAAGGGCCUCUUUUCGAUCCGAUCCCCUGGCAGAAACUCAUCUCCCAGCUCUCUCGGUGUCUCUCCAUCACGGCUGGUGGAUGCAAACCCGAGCCACAUGUAGAAUCAUUCCCUCUGAUUAAGUCAGCCACUCGUCCUCAACUGAGAACAUUUCUGCCUCAGUUCACAAUUUUCACAGUUUAGAAAACACCUGUCACAAUACACUUGUCUCCUCUCUGCUCUUGGGUUGAUGUAGAGAUUUGAUUAACAGAUGAGUUGGGAGCGUUAAAAAGAGUCAAAGACAGCUCUUACACACGGGGAACCAGCUGGCAAAGUUAAGACUGCUCCGUGCUUAGAGAAGGCAUUGGCUGCACCCAAGGAGGGUGUCUAGAUUACUUAGCACAGCAUGACACAACGUUGGCACGUUUGAUCAUUUUCCAACGCAGAUGAUGUCUUUGGUUUAUAGUGUGUAUUGAUUUAUUCGUAGGUUAGCAUCUUUGUGGGCAGAAUAUAAUGACGGUUGACAGCAACACAUAAACACCGUGUGGAUGUGGGAGGUACAGGCUGGACUGAAUGUGUAUGAAUGUCUAGGUCUAUUUUUAUCUUGGGCUCACACAGGCAAAUUCCUAGACACUUUGGCUGCAAGAGCUAAUCUAAUCUCAUCUAAGAUAACUGUGUAACGAGUUUCUUGUUAGCCACUUGACUUGAGGGAUAAUGAAUUCUGCAAAAGUAAGGCAAAGACAAUGCCAGACCUCUUCUCACUUUAGAACCGCACCAUUUGUCAGGGAUUUUGAUGCGAUGAUGAAUUGGGUUUUAACGAAAAGUAAACAACGCUGCUGGAGUGCUGUGCAUAAAACAAGCAUUAAUCAUUAAAUCAAUGAAAAGCAACAGGAAAUGAAUUAUAGAUAAGAUAUUUCAAAAGGCAAUAAAUAGUUCAUUAAAAAGUUGAGAUAGCGAUAUCACUGUGUUAUCUAUAGAUAGAUUUUAUCAGUGAUAAACUGUUGUGUUUUGCAUCAAGAUGAGCCUGAGCACGAUCAGGCCGGGAUGGCUGAUCUUUCCCUGUUUGCCAGUGGAAGCAUUUCACAGGUUGUGUAGCUCUUUGCACAGUUUUCAGCACAGACUGAUACUUUGUACUAAUUUCUCACUGGCACAGAGUUUUUACAGCAUUGCAGAGAGUCAUUGAUUGAGAGUGGAGCUUGGUGUCAGGGACUCUGCCCAGAAAAGAAUGGCUCCCAAUGACACCAACAGAUUGCACUAUUUCUAUACGGCUUUGUGUGUCAAAUAACUCAACGAUCAGGAUUCCAGUGAGUAAGUGGCUUAAGAGAAACUCGCAGGUCUUGAGCAAACGGGUGGCAGAUGCUCAGUUCUCAUUUUUCAUUUUCAGUCUCUAGAGUGGAUGCAUCAGCUUCUGUGAGGUCUGAAAAUCUGGGACAAUCCAGGGUUAGGGAGUUAACAAAAGCUUGUUAUAUUUCACAGAUGGGCAUUACUGAUAAUUAACCGAAGCUGUUAAUUUAUCUUGCUCUUGUUCUUAUGUAUACUGCACUAAAAAGGGUUGUUUUCACAAUCAAUUUCUCUUGAUCAUUUUUGAUGAAUGGCUGUGUCUCUACCGAUUCUAGAAAUGCUGACAAAACUGCCAUUUGUGAUUUCUCAGAGCUCAAAUUUUGAUCUUUAAAUGGUUUGUUCAGAACAAGUGACAAAAAUAUCUUCAAAAUGACGACAGAUGGACAAAGCAGCAACUGUGCAGCUGAGAAGCUCAAACCGUUCAUUACAUUUCCCCCAUAAAAAUAACUGGGCCAACAGAAACUGUAGUCCCUGAUGAUCUCCAGUGAUACUAAACAGUUUUCUCUUUUCUUUUUCUGUUACAGAGAACACAAACAGCAGAUGAACUAUGAAUGCUGAACACGAUGAUCUCCUCCCUCCAGCGCCAGACAAUGAGAGGUCGUAGGCUGAAGGGGGCGCUCUCCAACCCCCUCUUUGUGCUGCUCUUGGCCCUCCAGAUCCUGGUGGUGGCUGGGCUGGUUCGUGCUCAGACCUGUCCUUCUGUCUGUUCAUGCAGUAACCAGUUUAGUAAAGUCAUAUGCACCCGCCGCAGUCUACGAGACGUCCCAGAUGGCAUUUCCACCAACACUCGCUACCUGAACCUCCAGGACAACCUCAUUCAGGUUAUAAAGGUGGACAGUUUCAAACAUCUGCGCCAUCUGGAGAUCCUGCAGCUGAGCAAGAACCACAUCCGCAGUAUUGAAAUUGGCGCCUUCAAUGGGUUGGCCAGUCUCAACACCUUGGAGCUCUUUGAUAACCGGCUCACGACAAUCCCCAAUGGAGCGUUUGAAUACCUGUCCAAGCUGAAGGAGUUGUGGCUACGUAACAACCCCAUCGAAAGUAUACCAUCCUAUGCCUUCAACAGAGUCCCCUCCCUUCGAAGGCUGGAUCUAGGUGAGCUCAAACGUCUCUCCUACAUUUCUGAUGGGGCCUUCAAGGACUUGAGCAACCUGCGCUACCUGAAUCUGGGCAUGUGCAACCUCAAAGAGAUUCCAAACAUUUUACCUUUGGUUAGGCUUGAAGAGCUAGAGAUGUCAGGAAACCAGAUCACUGUUAUCAAGCCCAGCUCAUUUACAGGACUGUCUAACCUCCAGAAGCUGUGGAUGAUGCAUGCCCAGAUCCAAACCAUUGAGAGGAAUUCUUUUGAUGACCUUCAGUCACUGGUGGAGCUCAAUCUGGCUCACAACAACCUGACCUUUCUACCACAUGACCUCUUCACCCCGUUGCACCACUUAGAGCGGGUCCACCUCCAUCACAACCCUUGGAACUGCAACUGUGAUAUCUUGUGGCUCAGUUGGUGGCUGAAAGAAGCGGUACCUGCCAAUACCAGCUGCUGCGCCCGCUGCCAUACACCUACAGCCUUCAAAGGCCGCUACAUCGGAGAAUUGGAUCACAGCUACUUUCAAUGCGACGUUCCUGUCAUCGUUGAGCCACCAAGUGACUUGAACGUGACCGAAGGCAUGGGGGCAGAGCUUAAAUGCCGUACAAGCUCGCUAACAUCUAUCAGCUGGCUCACACCAAAUGGUUCAUUGGUGACACACGGGGCUUAUAAGGUGCGUUUGUCUGUACUCAAUGAUGGAACACUGAACUUUACAAGUGUCACAAUGCAGGACACUGGGACUUACACCUGCAUGGUAAGCAACACAGCAGGUAACAUUUCUGCUUCUGCUGUGCUCAAUGUCACUUCUGUGGAAAACAGUGGGGUGACCUAUUUUACCACUGUCACUGUGGAGACCAUCGAGACCCCGGAUGAUAGCCAAACUCCACUUCCCCCAUUUGGCUGGGUGUCAUCAUCGACGACAAAAGGUACUCCUAUUUCCACAAGGACCACAGAGCGGACUUACACCAUUCCAGUUCUUGAUCCAAGUGGCGAUGGAGCCUUCAAUGGCCUGGAUGAGGUGAUGAAAACCACCAAGAUUAUCAUUGGCUGCUUUGUGGCCAUUACGCUUAUGGCUGCUGUGUUACUGGUAAUUUUCUACAAGAUGAGGAAACAGCAUAACCAGCAGGAUCCUGAUGGGCCUGCCUCCUCCAUGGAGGUUAUCACUGUUGAAGAAGAGCUUGCAGGUGUCGCUGCCAUGGAGAGACACCUAUCUCUGCCCCCUCUAGAGCACUACAACCACUACAACACCUACAAGAGCACUUAUCACCACCCCCCUAUGCUCAGUACCAUACACAGCUCAGCUACGCAGGAACCUUUACUGAUUCAAGCCUGCUCAAAAGACAAUGUACAAGAGACCCAAAUCUGAUCUUGAAUUUGACUGAAUAAACAGUUUCAGCAGUUUCAUACUUGGAGUACAAUGGACCAAAACAUGAAGAUAAAAUAAAUCAAAGUGACAUUGACUUGACAGAGUUGAUGUCGAUAAUACAGCAUUUGGCAAAGGGACGACAUAUGAUACUUUAACAAGUGUCUUUACAAAACAAAGAUUAUUUAUUAAAAGUAUGUCUAGUGGCUAAAUGAAGAAAAACAAUUUGUGAUAGCUUUUUAGCUCAUUUUAUUUCUCUCUAUCUGUGUAAUACUGCACAAGGGAAAGAAUGGUUUACCAAGAGUGAAUAUGGGAUGCAUUAAAUGCAGCUCAUGUGAAACCACAUAAGAAAUUGGCCUAAUGCUAUGAUAUAAAAUCGAUUCCACGCUGUUAAUGUAAUCAGUUCAGUUUACCAGAUGGAAGUAUGGAUUUGGAGGGCAUUGCCAUACUAUUUAUGUGUUUUUAUUUUGAAGUUGUUGAACAUACCCUGUUCUUUUUGGGCAGAGGUUUUUCAGAGACGGGAAAUAAAUUGGGCUUGUUUUCCUCGCCAUCAUAUUCUGACUGUCAUUCAACCCAAAAUGAGAUCUUUUAAUGACACAGCUCUGGAAGAUAUCGCAGUGAAGCCAGCAUGCCUGAGGAGCAAAGCAGCCAAAUGAGUAAAUGUGCAUUUCCCUCACGGCUCCUAAACAGCCAUACAUCGCUCACUUUAAUUAAGACUAAGUUCUUGGUCUCACUCCUUCCUACCUACCCUUUUACGCUUCUACCUUUACUACCUUCCUCUCUGUCUACCUGUGAAUCCUCCAUCAUCCCUGUCUACCAUCACUCUGCUUUCUCCCUACUUCUCUUUCCUGCAUGUCUCCUUGUGUCUUUGAUUGCCCCUCCGUCACUUAGCUCGGGCACGUUCCUCACCCCUCGCCAUGUCCCAUUUGUCUAGCUUUAUCCGCUGGCAUGUGCCGCACGACGACAGAAUAUUGCUUGAGAAAAUGAAGGGGAGCAUAAGGCUGCGGUCUGCAGCUUCCCUGUUAACCCAGUAAUGAUCUACGUCCACUCAGUGUCGCGUUACCUUGCCAUCACCCCAGGGUCACACGAGCUUGGGUGCUGAUAGUCCAUCUGUUAUACAGAUAAAGAGGCAAAUGAGGCUGCUUUGUAAUGUAGUGUGACCCUGUCAGGCUAAAGCAGAAGGGGCUAACAUAGCCAGUCAAGCAGUUAGGAUCCUGCAACAAAAUAAGGGGAGAUGGGUUAUAGCUCAUUAAUCUGUAUCAGCAGUUCAUUUGCAGACUAACAGAGGAAAGCUGAUAACAAAACAGUAGGAGACUUUUCCACUCUCGGUGUGCCUAACAUCUAACAGGGGAUAGAGGCCUUUGAUAUUGAAGCGACCCCUGCUCGGUCUCAUUUUUGUCAGAGGAAAACACACACACUUUGAUGUUGCAUCAUUUAUAGACCAUCAAAAAAUUGUCUCUCCUGUAGUCUGUUUACGCUCUGCUUUUUCAUUUAGUCCUUUCAAAGAGCGAGGCUUAAGGAAGGGGGAGGCAGGGAUGAAAAGUGAAGAACAGUGGGUGGGAAGGAGGGGGGAGCCAGACCAACGACGGUCAUGAGGGGUCUUCAAACAGAGAUAUUGCAGAUAUGAAGGCAGAGGAGGGAAAAAAAAAGAUAAGGAAUAAGGAGGCAAAACUAGCCAUCAGACUGUCGCCAUGGAAACAGUGACCUUGUGCAGAAAGUAAGAAGAGGUAGAUAUGCCUUUCGCUUUGGUCUCUGUGCAACAGGCAUAUUUAAUUUCCCACAGGCGAUUUCACAAAUGCGGAUGAUUAUCAAUAAACUCUUAUAUGCAACACAUCAUAACAAGUGGAUUUGAUGAGAUUAGACCAACACAUGACGUCACCUUUGCAGAGCAAUGCACCGUGUCAGUCACUUAAAAGAAAUAAAUCAUCGCUCGAAGGGAAAAAUUUAGCAAUUUUACUGUCCAGCAGUUCUAUUCGCCUUAUUGAUUUCCUUCUCUGUGAACACAGCCGCCGCUGCUUUUAGUACGAGCAUAGUAAAGCACCAUCACUCACAAAAUUGUUCUCCCGUUUUAAGUCUUUAAGAUGCAUUCUUUCAGUUUGGGUGAUGAAAAUUGGAUGGAAAGAAAGGAUAUUCAAGCAAAACACACAAACACUGCAUAUCAUGUAUGAUGAGCUAUUAAAAAACAGACGGUGAAAGCUUUUCGCUGGAUGACAGGAAUGAGGAGAAUAUCAAUGAUAACUGUAAUGAGUGAACCAUUCUUUCCCUUUCCACUGUUUUCUUUUUCAAUGCUCAAUUCCUUUUCAAUGCUUUUGGUGGCUUAAUGAUUCAAUGUUGAUGCUGGCUACAGUGAAAAAAAUAAGGUUGAGAAUUUUUAUAUAUAUAUAUAUAUAUUUGAGGACGAGGCUUGUGAGUUUAUCCAGAAUGAAUGGAAUAUCUCUGUAUUGGUAUUUACUUGCGCAGGAUGGCUUUAUUUGGGGAGAUAUUUGAACGCCAGAAUGAAAUUAAGAAUGAGCUGCAGGAGGUUGGACUUGAAAUACCAGCAGAGUGAGCUUGAUUUUUGUGCAAAAACCCGAAGCCAAGGUGAUCAAAUUCUUGUGUGUUAUUCUGCCAACUGUCUAUGUAUGGGGGAGGGUUACUGUAUGUGGGAAUAUUCUCUCUCAUUUUUGGAGAGAAUAAUCAUCAAAUGGUUAAAUUUCUACAAAAAAAAUAUUUUCAAAAACACAAUGCAAAAAAAAAAUCUUCAGAUCAUAAUUUUACAUGUGCUUCAAUUGUUAAAAAAAAACGAAAAAGCAACACAAAAAAGAAGAAGAAAAAACAAGAGACUGUGCUUGUAAGGAGUCCAACUAAUUUCUCUGAGGAUGAUGUUCAAAUAUUGAUACCUGAGAUUGUAGUUCAUACUGUACAUGAAUACAAAUAAAAUUGCAAUUCUUUUUUUUUCCAUUAGA
Xyrichtys novacula (pearly razorfish) is the source of this 56205-nucleotide messenger RNA. The record is from the annotation of a GenBank genome assembly. NCBI's taxonomy places the organism in Eukaryota, Metazoa, Chordata, Actinopteri, Labriformes, Labridae.